AUGGAACAGAACUUUGGAAGAGGUUUGAUAAAUUGUGCAUACAUUUUCCUUUAUUAAAAGAUGAACUUAUUAUUGUAUCAUCUUGGCGAGGAUUGAAGGAAGAGAAUAGCUUAGAAAAGGUCACAGAAAAUAUCGGAAAUAGGAGGCACAGGGGGAUAGCCCUUCCAUUCCUAAAACCUAAGGUAUGUCCACAAAGUGUCGAAUUUUACCAUUCCAAUAUUUAUAUAUCAUAUAACAACGAGCCAGUCAACUCUGUUUUGUGUGACUUUCUUUUAGUCUUUGAUCAUGGCAGUGUCGGGAACACUGCUUGGCGUGUUGGUUUUCUCCGUUGUUAAUCUCGCCUGCAUUUGCGGCCUACCACUGGACAGAGUUCGAUCCAAGGUAAGGUAACGUUAGGAUCCUCAGAAGAAUCGAGGAAAACUGUUAUGCAUCGUCAUGACAAAGGCAAACUCGCUGUCAGUGUCAUUGCGUCUGAAUGAGCAAUUUCUAGAUAAGUCUGAUAUAGCUUUUCCAGCACAAUUUGACUCCUAAAAGGCUUUGUUGGUGUAUUUUGAUCGUCUGUAGAAUCUAGACAGUGUUUGGGUGAAUGAAAAAGUACCGUAUUUCGUCUUCAAUCAGCUUUAUUAUCAAAAGAUUGAGCGGAAGGUGAAAUUAAAAGGUACUUUGUGAUCUGUUGUGGUUGAAGGAGGGGGGUUAAGCGCGGAAGGGGAAGGGGGGCUGUUGAGACCCUCGCCGGUUGGUCAACACCCAUUUUCGGCCCAAAAUAAUUGAUUUUGCUAUCCACAUUCAGUCUUGACUUCUUAAAAGAAAGAGCGCUAGCAGUUAUUCACCUGAAAUGGGUUCCUUUGUAGCCAGCUAACCGCAGACGUAUUUCCGAGAGAACCGACGACCGGAAAUACGUCUCAGUGCGGUUCGCGGGCUAGUUCCUUUGCUGCAAAGUUGUGCAAAAGUUUUUCACAACAAUAGAUUUUUCUUCUUUUGAACUCUGUUGACUGUAAAAAUAGAUAGAGUAACUGCCGUUAGCCAAAGAAAAUCCAAAAUAUCAUCUUAAACAAAUUUUUUUUGGAGUUUUCACUGUAUGUAUUUUCCCUGGUGCUGGAAAUGCUAUUAAAACACCGUUGUGGUAGUACAGUCAUAUAACGCAUAAGAAAGUUCACAACUAAAUUUUGAUUUUGGAUACGUUACCCGUAAAUAUUGUAUAACAAAGGUGUUUCCGACAAAAACCUGCACAGCACUCCUGCCCUUUUAACCCUUUAAGUCCCAAUAGUGACCGACAGCAAUUUUUUCCUAACCAUAUCCAUAAAUUGUCAUGAGAUGAGGUUAUGAGAAUUAAUGAAGUGAUCACCUAAGAGAAAAUACUUUGAUCUUUUAUCAGAUUCUCUUAACUAAUUCUUAAAGGACAUGUAUAGAGAUCAGUUUGGAGAAUUUGUAUGUGGCUAUUGGGGCUUAAAGGGUAAAAGUUUAUCUCUUAUCAUCAGCGAGAACUCAGCGACAACGACAUCAUACGUGGGCUUCGAAUGUACGAGUCGCAAAUGUCCCGUAUGAAGAGGAAAAUAGCCCAGCAGCAGGCAAUUAUGACAAAACAGAAGAAGCAGAUGGAUAACAUCAAGUUUUAUCUCAAAGAAAAAGGCGAUGACUACGAAAGGGAUGACCUUCAAGCGGAAAUUGUUUUCCAGACUGACAAAAUCAAACGAAAACUGCAGCUUGCUUCACUGGAAAACCUAAUACGUGAAACAACCCACCACGAGAAGGGACAAAAGGUGAGUGACAGGUGUCAAUGAGCGUUUUGGGAGGGCAUCCCUUCAAGCUUCCUUACGUGUCAGGGAUUAGAUAAAACACCUCCCUUAUACUCUGACUAGGGUAUAAAAAUCCACAGGAUAGAAGAGAGGCACUGAAAUACUGCACUGAAAUACUGUCCUUUUUCAGAGAACGAGUGGGAGAAUGGGGAGAGAACGGGGAGUGUCAUUGCAACUCCUCGUUUUUUUUUCACCUUUUCUCGUUCUCAGACUCCUCACGGUCAGUGUAACGGUUACAAUUGGAGUUGUCUGCCGAAGAGGCUAUAUAAUCUCAAGAAGAAAACGUUUUGGGGGUGCUACGCACCAAAUUUAGGAUUUGUAACCUUGGGCCUUAUGUAACUGACCAAUCGUACCCUUCUUGAUAAUAUACAAUGUUCAAUAAGCCCAGCGAAAGAUUUCUGUAGUGCAGUAAGCAGCAGUUCUUAUUUUGGGGGCUUGGGAUAUUGUUUCUUUUUUGUUGUUGUUGUUGUUGUUGUUUGUUUGAGUUACCGUUGUUUACAAAGGUGUCUGCUCUUUCGAAGACCUGAUGCAAAACCCAAAGAUUUGCCAAAGUUAUUGGCCACAAUGGGGAUUAAAAAUAUUUCACACUUUAAAAAAACAAAAAACCCCUUAUUUAUAUUCCCAUUGUUUCCUUUUAAUUUCUGUUUUUAUUAUUAUUCUUUCCUACAGUCCUUGAAAAGAGCGAUUGAAAGGGAGAAAGAAGUUAUCGGUGAAGUUGUCCGUCGCGUUCUGGACAAUCGCUUGGUCUGCCGCGAUACUGAGACAGAUUGGGGAGCAAAGGCGAACGAAAUGAUCAAAGGUCUGACAACUCAUUAUGUCCACUGCGGGCCAAACGAAUUACUGCAGAAGUUUUUCUUGAAAAGAAAGAGUGGGUCCAACAAAUCUCAAACGAGAUAUAAAUAUCGAUGCUGCAGAUUGAAUAUGAAAGACAAGUGGCAGAGGCCUAGUGACAUGUAGAGUGACUCUCUGGCUUAAAUCCUUUUCAAACCAUGGGCAAAUACAUAACUCUCGCCAAGAAACAAUACUUAUAGUAUCAAAUAGAAUCUCGAAAAAAAGCGCAGGAAAACGCUUGGGUACUAUUCAUGGUAGGUUUCGGUUUCACUUCUGAUUUGUUAAGAAAUUUCACGCAUCGAAGAUGUUUUGAGUCAAUCGAAAUGUAAAACGGUGCAAAACCAUAACCAUCCCAAAGUUGAGGCAACCGGAAACUGCUUUUCUCUCCAAUGAACAAGCUAAAGCUCUAGCUUUCACAUAGCCAUGUCCAUAUUAUUGCCCUCCAUGUUGUUUGUUUGUUUGUUUGUUUUUUAACAAAGCUGGAACACAGAGAACUGUAGGUUAACUAGAGAAAUAACUGAAUGCCUCUUUCUCCAUUUUUGUGUUAAUUUUUUUUUCAUUGCUAUCGCAUUCUCCAUAAUUUGAUGACUUGUUUAGAGGUUAUAUUAAACUUCAUGUGUUCUCUAAUUCAACCUUGCAUGUGAUUAAUUCGUGUUUCCACUGGAUACUCUGUUCGUAUUGAAUGUUGAUGAGUUUGUGAAGUUUAAGAUAUAUUUAGAAUAGAUUAAGGUCAGGGAUGGACUGGCACCUGCCAGUAUGUUGGAGUAUUUAUAUAUUCAGAGCUUUUACUAAUCAAAAUAUAUUUUAUUCUCACUGAAAAGUAGGGCGCCAAUUCUUUAAGAACGUUCCUCUAUUUGAACAUUUUAGUGUAUAUUUGGCUCUCUAGUCGUUUUAGAAUACUUACGAACUGACUUUGUCUUUUUUGAUUAGUUGUUGGUGGAUAAAAACACAUUUUGCUGCCUUGAGACGUUUCCUAAGGUUAUUUUGAUAUCAAAGUUAUCAAAUGGCUUUGCUUGCGUGCCAGAUUCUUCCAUUAACUAAAUUAAAUUGCAUUACAUAAACAACAACAGCCAAAAAUAUCUGUUAAAAAUCGAUCGUCGUUGUCCUUAUUGAGAGAUCUUAAAAGGAGCUGGACAUUUAAGAGAUACUACAAGGCGGAAAAAAACUAGGCCUACUACGUCUUUACAGACAGUUCUCACCACUUAAUAGUAGCUGGUUGUGAGGUUAUUAAAUGUAAAAUAUAUUUGCCAUCAAAAUAUUUUUCUGACCUCAUUUCAAAGGAAACGUCGCUUCACGGCACUACACACUAUUAGAACAAGCAGUUUGUUUUGCUAUUCAUCGGCGGUGAAAAACAACUUAGUGUUGUUUUUGUUCAGUGUUAUCGAAAAUGGUUAUUAAAAGGAAAAGAAUCCAUGAGAGAUGCCUUUAUUUUAAAUGCAAAAAUCAAACUAUCAUCUUCAACAGCCUAUCAUUUGCCGCGUUCGGUUAUCAGAAAUUCAGCGUAUACAUUUUCCAGCUGUGGCUGAGAAAUUGCCAUUGAUUGUGACGUCAUUAUGUAUGGAUUUAUGCAAGACGCUGGUACCCAAAUAAUAUUCUUAGUCGGUGAAAAAUGGAAAUGCAUGGAUAUUCAGCUGCCUGAGUGUGUCGACGCGGAUCUUGAGGAACCAUGACAAUUCUGAGAUUCAGAGGAAAUUAAGGUAAGGAAAAUUCUUUCAGUCUAACUGUUCUAAAUAUUAUAUUGCUACAUGCAUUUUGGGAGCAGAGUUUUAAAAGCAAGGGUAGCGAGACCUUGGUAUAAUAACCCUCCAUUAGCCAUCACUAUCGGUUAACUGGUUGUCUUUCAUGCUGCAAGUGCUGAAUGAGAGAUGGUCAAACUUGUGACAAAGAAGUCUAAAUUUUUGUCGUAUUGAACACAUGACUUACAUAUGACUUGAACACUACAUGACUCAUUUUAUUCCAGUUUGUUAUUAUUGAACACUAGUACGUGAGUCAGCCGGACACUCAUUCUUGCUGAUUGAAUUUCACAACAUCGAUGACCGAGUUUCCCUACACUUCGCAAAUCGCUCGAAGAACAUCAUGACUGAUUCUCUUGAACAGGUACUAUUCACUGGAUAUUAACAAAAUUCAGUGAAUACGGUAUGAAAUUUAAAAAUUUUAGAGAUCGACGAUUCCGAUAUGUUAUCUGCAACUGAUAAAUUUGAUCUAUCUUUGAUCAAUUUUAUUAUCUUUCUGUAAACUAAUAGUAGUUCGGAAGCUAAUGCUUAUCCACCUAAAGACCCGAAUAUGCCUUUUAAAAAUAAAUUAAGAUCAAUAUCUCCUAACCACCUCUUUUGCAUUCAGCCUUCGAUUGAGUCCCACGCACUGUAAAGAUACAUUGCACGUACAUCAUUAAUUAACUGUCUUUCUUAUUGUUUAUGGUUACUUUCCACUCGAAUACGUUUUUGUUUGUCUAACCUAUUGCUACCAGUUUUCUUUCGUUUUCUUAUUUGUUUCCUUUCAUUUUCUUGCUUCCUUUUUUGAGGGGGGCGGAAGCGGGGCAGCGGGGUAUCAACAUCGUAAAUUCCCUUUCAGGUUUUCUUCAAAUAGUAAUGUUCCUAUUGCCAUCGUUCCUCAGGGCUAAUACGAACUAAUAUGGCCUGGGUCUGCGAAUAUGCAUUGAUAAACUGAAUUUUGUACAUAUUAUUUACGAAACGAAGCACUUAAACAGCACCCACUCUAUAAUUACUUGUACAUGAUUCCAAUGUCAUAACUUCAUUCCCGUUCUGAUGGUACAAAUGAGCACAUUACAUUGGAGACGCAUUCAGUUUAACUUUACUCAGUUUGAUAGAUGCUUACAGCAGACCCUCUUUGUUUGAAUAGUUUAAGCGGUUAGGUUUGAUCAUUGCCUUUUCAAAACCUCAAUACAAUCUCUAUUUUCUCAGCAAAACUACCACUAUAGAGUCAGGGGCAGAUCUAGGGGGAGGGUGCAGGGGGUGCGCACCCCCCCUCCCCCCACCUGAGAUGACCUGCGGUUUUCUAAUACAAUGUAUUCUGAUCAUGUGUUAGUAGCAGUGUCGAAAAAAAUCCUGGAAAGUCAUGGUUGACUGAAAGAGACUGGCCCCAUGUAAAAUAAUCCAAGACAGUCUUGGAUUCUGGAUUCCACUUUGUGGACUCCGGACUCAAGGAACUGGAUUCCGGAUUUCUUGUCUGUGAAAUUGCAAUCGGAUUCCAAUCUUUAGCGAGAUUAAUAGCCUCCGUGGCAGGCGCUGGUUUCUGCCUUUGCCCUAAAUAACCGCGCCCGCUACUCAAGCUACGGGAUUCCGGAUCUUAAAGCCUAAGAUUCUGGAUUCCUCAAGAAAAAAUUUCCCAGAAUCCAGAUCACUUUACAUGGGACGAAAAGGGCGUACGCGUUGGCGAAACGUGGGUUCAGUAAGCGCUAGCUGUUAUCGACCAACCGUAAAAUAGAGGGGUGUGAAUCUGUUUGGACAGAGCUAUUUGGACAAGGAUGGCGCCGAUGACUUAGGUGCGCGGGACAUUCUAAUGCAAAUCGGCCUUGGGUUCUUCUGAAUUGUUUAUAAGGCGUUGGCGGCUUGGGCUACAGUGAAUGCUUUUGGUAAUCCUUUCCUGGCAGUUUCUGCAACUUUUUAUGACGAACAAAUCAUCAAAUGUUUGCAGUAAGUGAGAUCAAAAGAAAACCAUUCAGUUCCCGACUUAUAUUCGUAAGUUUAGCCUCUUUCAUGAAAGAAAGCGUGCUAUUAUUUUGAUGACGCCGUUUAUUGAUAAAGCGGUAAAUUUGCCUCCUGGUUUAUGUCAAUACGUAAACACAUUCAGCUGAUACUGGUCCGUACCUUAAUUACCGCUAAAAGCGUUAUUAUUCCUGGAUCUUGGCGGGGAUUAUGGCACAAAGGGUGUUUUGAAUUGUCUGGCAAUAACUCCAUUAUCGACUCAGUCGUGCUUGUACUGCGCUAUCUUUGUAAUUGAGGAGAAUAUAAGAAAAACUAUCCGGCAUUUUUGAGGGUUGCGAUGAACCGUUUAAAUUUGUAAAUUUACUAAUGAAAUCCUUACAGUUUGAGUGCAAUUUCCACAAGGUGCCAUCAUUGUUGAAAUUUCGUGAUGACAUACAUAGGUCCGCCCGCCUCUUUUGAUUUACUAGUGUCUGAGUUGGUGGUCUAACACCAUUGAAAUACGCGGCUACUAUUACCAUUCGUCUUGUGUUCUUCGUCGAAGCUGCAGGAGCCGAAUUCUACCAACAAAUACCCACUGGUAUUCUGAUCCUAAUGUCCAGCACAUGGGGCCAAAAUUGUAUCUGAGAACAUGUAGCCAGCAUUUUGUCUGUUGUUGAGGCAACGUGUGAUUGGAAAGUCCUUUCAGUUUACUGUUUGUCCGGUGCUCCGGUCCUUUCCAUACUUGUAACAGCAGUCACGGGCUAGUGGUUUAAAAAGCAAGCGACCUAAAAUUCUCGAUUACAUUUCGAAAACAUGGAGCAAGUUGGUCACGAUUCCACGGACCACUGGAGCGCCACAGAACCGCGCUCUAUUGGAAGCCUUGUCAGCGGCUUCUCUCUGGCAGUUUUGGAGCAGGUAGUAAUGUGUUCAAUAAUGAAAUAUUAGUGCAUUCUUCACUGGAAAACUGAUUUUAUACUCUCUUCUUUCUGUAAGUUUAUUUUCUUGUAACAUUAGACGCGUCUAUGUUUGGAAACACAUGUUAAUUGGGAACAUACUUGCGAAAGUUUUAGUGGUAUAAGUAUGAAACUACCCUUCAAACUAUUGGAUCUACAGUUUCCGCAUUUUGCGGGUCCGGGGUAUGCUUGAUGUAUUCUCCUACGUUAUCGCUCUUUACAUACGGAGUCCGUUAAUCGGCCAUCGCUACACUCCCGCACUAGUCGAUAAUAACCGAUUGUGGCUGGGUGGAGGUUGUAACCGGUACCGAGAACUUUCAUACACUGCACGUCACCUUCAAGGCUUCCUUGGUUUCUUCCUCUGAAUUUAUUUUGUUUUGAUUUGCAGGUUACGGAGAUUUUAGAAAAAGCUCAAGAAGCUAAACCAGAAAAACGAAGCAUCCUUCACAAAAACAUAGCUUCGCUAAGGAAGGAAAAGGACAACUGGAAGAAUUUCAUGGAAUUGGAUGAGAGGAAUAAAGAAACAGUUCUCGAAGUAGAAGCUGCAUGGAGGAAGAGGUAUGUUUAUUAUGUUGAAUUUUCAUUAGAUUCUCUAUCUAUACGGUUUUUAUCAAUCAUUUGGUUUGGUCGGCAAGUGCUGUUUAGUCAUCAGUAAUUUUAAUCUCCUAAUCUCAUCUGCAGAAGCUAGAAAACCACUCGAGUUUAAGUGGAAUGUUGGGAAGAGUUUGCUCGAGCAUAAAAUACACCGGGGCUAUUACCGCUUUUUAUUCCAUUGUAAAUUAUUUCAGUGUAUCGUGCUGUGUGGACAGUGAAGCCGUUCAUACUUUCACAGCUAGAACCAGAUAAAAUUAAAGUGACUAAUCGAAUUUAAACAUUUAAUGGGUGCCCGUUGAUAAUACGGCAAUAGUGACUCAGUGUAACAAGACCAGACAUCUCUAAGCACAAUACAACGGUAUAUGGCUACAACUUUGACUGUAUCGGCGUCAAAAUUUGCAUUCACAUGCGUCUAAUGGAGCGCGCACUUAUUUGUCAAGUGAAGCUUAUCACUCACUGCAAAAAAAUAACAUAAAACCUUUCCUUCGUGGGAAUUAAAUUUAAAAAAGUUUCUUUUAUGUCUUGCUUGAUUUUGGUCAUUUCGAAAAAAAAAAUCCAAUUUUGUUGUGGUGGUGCAAUUGUUUUGACAGUAAUUAACAAACGGAACCUUUGAUCUAUAAGCUCUUUUUCAAUGCACAAAAGUUUGUUAUCUUGGGUUGGACUUAACCCACCCCAUCAAACAACGGUGUUUGACCUCUUAUUGGUAAACGAUUAAGACCUAGUAUUUUUUGUGGACUUUGAGUGAUCACUAUGUGUCUGUUCUUGAAUGUUCCACCUUUGUUAUAUCAACACGGCUUGUAACUUCGACUAGAAAAAUAAAGUCAUAAAAAUAAUUCAGAACAAUAAGAUUUCUGAAGUGCGCACAAGUCAUCCAUGCGAUAAACGACCUUUACAAAGUACUUUGCAAAGUUUCUUUAACCGGCUAUGCAUUUGUAUUAUUAUCAUGUUGUCGCUAAUGUUAUUGUUGAGACACAAAAAAUGAAUCACAAUUGACACCAUUUUAAUGACUUUAAUUUGUUUAGAUUUGUCUUUACCGCCCUUCACCUGGGAGGCCGUUGAGAAAUCUUUGCGCACCCGUGAGCAUCAGUUACGCGUUAAAUAUAUUAGCGUGUUGUACCAUUGAUAUAACGUAACAGCUACUUAAAACUGAUAUAUUUCAUUGUUCGCUACAUUUAAUGAGGCUCAGAGUUCAUGAGAGCUACUGUUCAAGUUAAAGAAUCUUCUUUUAAAAAGCGAAAUAAAAUCCAUUCCUUGUAUACGAAUGAUUUAUUACCAUUCAAUCUAUUUUAAGGAAUUCGUAAACGUCUAUUUUGUUCUAAUAUCACAACCGUGGGAAGUUAAUAUAAGAUUAGGUAAAUUGUUUGUGAGUUCACGUAAAUUAGUGGAGAAACCGUCCGUGUCGUGAGUCAUUUCGAAUCUCUUAUGAGCUAACGGGAGUCCUUUGUUUUCAAUAAUGCUAAUUGUUUGGUAGCUAGAAACUCCAAGAAAGCAUUUCUUUUUAAAAACCUUCAAGGAAAACUCACUUUCAUCGGUAGAGGGUGAUAGGAUUUGAGCGUAUCCUAAAACUUCAACAUUUUCUCCAUAUACGGUCAUAUUGUGAGUACUAAUAAAGCCAGAGUGCGACACAGCUGGCGGAGGCAAUGUCUGCCUUUAAUUAAACAUUCCUAAAACUUGCUGCCCGAAAUAUCGAAACACCUGCUAUGUUAGUGAGCUCAGUUUCUUUGAUGCAACUCAUCGUCUUUUUGCUUUUUACCCCCAAAGGGUAACCAAACCUGCACCCGUUUCAGAAAAAUUUCGAUAUGCGAUAUAAUAGUUUGCAUAAGUUAUGCGGAAGCGCUUUUAUUUUUAAAGUGGUGACGCUAUUGGGUUCCGCCGCAGUCUUGAAAAUCAAAAAAAAGAUAAAUACGAUGGUGGACUGGCUCGAAAAUCCCUCCUUUUGGGUGCGCACAGAGGUAGGGCUUGAAAAUGGAGACAGAUGUUUUAUUCUUGAAGAUACUUCUCAAAAAGUAGAUAACAUUCAUCGAGCAAUAUGUUUUGCGUAUUCUUGCAAUAGGCCAUUUGCAAUAUGGCGUCAUUUUGCUACUACGACCAGAAUCCUUUUCGUUUUUUCCUUUCAUAUUUAAAUUUGGUAAUCCCAGCGAGGCUUAAAUAACAAAAGUCACAAUUUGCAUAAGAAAGCAAAACCCUAAAGGAUUCUGGUCAUAGUAGUAAAAUGACGUCAUCGUGUAAAUGCCCUAUUCUUCAUGCAGUUCAGUUUUAGUCAGAAAUUCAGUUAUUUCGACUUCGGAUAGCCAACAACGCCAUUUUUUUAGUUCACUAUUGACCAAGCAGUCUCGUUCCUAAGUAAAAAAGACAUCGAUCAACCUCGUUUCUAAUCAAAUACAGUUAAACCUCUCCAUAACUGUCACCUUAGGGACAGACGAAAGUAGUCGUAUUAGAGAGGUUUAAACAAGAGUCAAUGUAUGGAACUUCCCGCCAAAAAAGUUGCCGUUAGUGGAGGUUCGACUGUGUACUCUCGAAUCGAUCUUCCAAAUAUGGUAAGCGCCAGUUGGUUAUGAAGAAUUAGCCAGUGGAUUGGAGCCAAUCAGAAAAGGCGAAAUAUUUUGAAUGAAUAGUAAUAACAGAUCUCAUGUCCUCAAAUGAUGACAUAAUCAAUAUUAAAGGAUCUAUUUUGCGCAUCAAGACAAGCCAAAAAGACUAAUUACGUUGGCAAUGCUUUUUACGGAAAAAGCCAUAAAAACGACAUUCGUAAUGACAAAUUAUAUGUUAAAAAUCUGAUAAAGGCUAUUCAGUUCAGCAGUCAGUUGUUGACCUAAAUGUUCCCAUUGCUCAUUUUAAGGAAAACGUUAAUUAAAAUCGUCCCUCUCUGAUUCCCAGGGCUCGCCAUUCUGUCUUUACUACAGUACAUAUAUUACAGUCAAGUUAACUCCAAAAAUUAAUUGCAAGUUUCUUCUCUUACUUGCAAGUGUUUUUUUAAUCUAAGGAAAGGAAUUUUCCAGAUACUGUAUCUUUCGCUUCUAUAAGAAGGAGAGAAUUAAAAACCAUUUCACAUCUCAAUGACUUGAUUUUUAAAACUUUUCAAUAACCUUCUUCCCAAGUAUGUGAUUGUAUAUAGUUUCAAUAAAGCCUAAACUAGGCGGAAAUUUUACACAUGUAUAUGUAAACCCAAAAGAGCGCCACGGUGUCUACUUCUCACAAGUAGCUGCAUUCCUCAGUCUUUACAGUCCGUCUUAUAUUUCGAUUUCCCCACUUUACAGUGAAACACGUUAAAGGCGAUCAUAACAAACGCCUUUCUACACACGAGAUUCGCCUAUUAUUCUGCGCAUCACGGAAUCUCUGUUUAACAAGAACGUUAUCACUAAAGAAGCGUAGUCGGAAUAUGUCUUUCUUAAGGUAAGUAAACUAUAACAAGACUCGCUACACAAAGAUUAACGCCAUGAACGCGUUAGUUUGCUUCAUCGCUUGAAUUGAAAUGGAAGACCUUUGCCAGCCUUUAAUUACGAAACCGUCUUGUAACGACCAUCGUGCAACUGCUGAUCAGGAAGAGUUGAUUUUAGGGGCGAGGUCUAUUGCAUAAAGUAUCCUGAAAUUCCAACCGGCAAAGGCAAACCGACGUUUUCUACACAAAAUCUUCACGAGCCGCUAGGCGCUAACAAAAGGACCGCUUUUUUUCGGGGGCAUUUCUAGUAAGGCACUUAUUCGGUUAUUUAAGAUAACUUUUUUCCUACUCAAAGCGACUAGCUACAAACAGCGCAAGCUUCAAAUGUUCAUUUUAGUUGAAGACUGAAAAACGAGAAAAGGGUGCCGCUGAUGAAAGAAAUAUUGUAAAAAGUUGUCUGAAGUCUUAAUCAAAAAGAGAUAGAUAGCAAUCUUGAGGCUUGGUCACUUACUCUUGUGCCCUCUUGUUCCUUACGGCAAAGUGUCAACAUUCUUUUCUACAUUAUUCUCUUACUUAUUAGUUCCAAAUUGGGUAAUUUUGCUUGAUAUGGAUAGGGGUAGUUUGGAAAUUAAGCGGCUAGAGGAACGACGUGGUUUAUCAAAGAAAUGUUAGAAGCUCUAAGGUAUCCGAGUCCCGACCGCCGUUUGUUUUAAUCCAAUUUCUAAUUGUCAUUAACAAGGCCGUAACUGAGCGCUAAAAGCUUUCUCACGUGAGCAUUGCAUUGACGUUUCCAACGAAAAACCGCUGGCUUAUCAAGACAUUGUUUGGGGUGGGAUGCAGCGCUCCAGAGAUUCGUUUUUUAAUGUCCCGUGUUUGCGUCGCUCUACCGCGAAACUCUCAUCGAUUGUUCAUGUUUCACGGUUCUUGGCCCUCAUACUGAGCGCUAUGAAUUCUAUCCUGUUUCCUCAUAAUGAAGGUGGAUUAACUGCUUGGCUUCUGCAGUUAUUAAGGUGUGUUUAUGCCGUUUGCUACCACUAGCAAGUUCUAAAUGGGCUUUUUAUCGUUUUGUCGCCACGUCCGUAUGAGUCUUGUAGUUUGUAUACUCCCACGUUAGUCUAGUAUGUUGGGUGAUCAUGAAUUUGCAAGGAAAAGAUUACAAUGCAUGUGUGGGAAAUUGUUCACCAUGCACAAACAAAAAUCGACCACCACUGGAAAGCAAACAAUCAUUUAUCUCUAGUGAAGCAGACACCGCUAGAAAGCAUUAGGGUCAAAAGGCGGUCAUUUGCCCACGUUCGUAUGGAUCAUGCUCAUUAAAAAAGCUUCUAUGCUCGUGAACAUACUUCUCCCUUAUCUGCUAUAGAUAAGACGCAAAAUUGCAGUCUUCUAGAUUAUAGCAACAUGCAAUAUACUUGAGUUAAGUGUUUACAAACUGGCUAAUAUGUUUGUCUUGCGGAUGUUUACAUCCAAGGAUCUUUAAGCAAGCGCUGGUAAAAAUAACAGUUAUUAUAGUCUCUCCUGGUUGUCAUGUGUCUAAGCAUUUAUUAUGAUUCCGAAUUAAAAAUAAAUUUUAGUGAAUGAUAACUAGUGUUUAUAUACAACUGGCGAUUUUAAAAUGACCUUAAAAGAGAUCGCAAAGAGAGAUUUUAUGAUGACCCUUUUCCUGAAACUUAAAAUGAUCAUGGGGUAGUCGAGGAAGGUUCAUGAUUUGAAUCCGCGAAAGUUUCUAGGAGGUCUGGUGAAUUUUAGUUUCUGCUAAUUUUGCUUUGUCAAAACUUGCCACUUACGUCAUGACCAUACUUGGCAUUAACAGAGAAUUUGUUGCCAGUACUAAGAAGAACAAAAUAAGGAUAUGUGUUAAUACUAAACAGAGGAAGGUAUUACGAUCUAAAGGAAUGCAUGCUCUGAGUCGUGACUUAUUUGUUAAGAUAUCCAAAAUGUGAUACGUAAGUUAGAGAGCUAUAGAUUAUAAUUUUAAUUAUUGUUAUAAUGUUCUGGAUUGAUAUUACCAAACCUUUAGGAAACUUCAAUUUAUCAAAUAUUAUUAAAACUUAGUUAACUUAGACCCGUUAAAAUAUGAUGGUGCAGUGACAAGUCUUUGUGUUAGAUAACAGAUUUUAAGGCUUUACAUCUUAGACCGUUUGUACGUCCGUAAUCUGAAUUCCGUUGACUCAGAGAAUUUGUUUGAUCUCUAACCAACUUUGUUUAUGGUUCACAGUUUGAAUGAUACAAGCUUCUUAAUCUUUUUCUAUCAUCGUGACAAAAUCAUCCUCAAACAGUUUUGAAGUGUUUUAAUUGCCUCCCUACUUGGCUAAGAUUCAACUAACACUUCUUGUAAACCUUUAGUUUUCCAAAGUUUUUGUCACCCUCAUUCAUGACAAAAUCCAAAGGCGACUAACACUAAAAUCCGUCAUUGUGUGUCAGCCGUUUUCAUUACUAUUAACAUGGGAACUCAUAGGUUAUAAGCAACGUGAGCUUAUGUUGCGCCUCGUUUAUGUAUUCCUACUAUUAGUAUUUACGUAGUAGUGAAGACUAAUGACAUUUACGCCAUCAAAAGCAAAUCUUUUUGCAUAUUCAAUUUACUGGAUAAUAGACAUUUGUUUGCGGAACUUACAAUACCUCAACCCUCUGUGACCAUAGUAUUUUUUUUACCCCCAUCAACGUUUCCUCAUUAACCGAACUGAUUUAAGUACAAGCGGUGUUUGAUUUAAAGUUGUACUUAAUAGUUAGCUCCUUUGAAAGGCAUGUUUUGCGCAGAAAUUAUACCCUUUAAGCUGUUAUUUUUAAAUAUAGCUACUCUCAUCUAACAGCGCGUUUGUGAAUCUAUGUGGAAAGCCACUGGUUAUUUUAUAUACCGAAAACUAGAGAACAUUUGUUAAAGUCGUGUAUUUCGGGGGCCCUGAGGCAAGAUUAACUGAUAUUAAAUGCAAUGUAAAUUAAUGAAUGAAAAUGGCGGUUUCCUGUUAGGCUUUAUAACCUUCCAUUCACAUGUCAUGAAAGCUCUGUUCUCUACAAGUGACUUGUUUGCUGAAAUACUUAAAUCCUUGCUCCGGAAGAGCCUUUGUCGGCUUCAUUUACUCUUGACUGUGUACAGACAAACUCCGUCUCGCUUUUUAAUAUGCACUCAGGAUUUCGAACGUAAGCGACCCCUUUAGACAUGAUGUGAUACAGUUAGUGGAAGCUGGUUAACGUACAUGACAACAUAUCACGCUAUUGGACAAACCUAGCAACAGCGGUGAUUUAAAAAAGCAAAUUUCCCAGUUUUGUGCUCAAUAACUUUUUCACAUAUGCAAGCAUGAGGCCAGUUAAUUUCCGGGUAGACGUUUGAAUGGAGAAACACUUUUACUGAGAAUGUUUUGUACCCAGUUAUGUGAAAUCUCUGCAGAUUGAUUGUCAAGCUGACUGGCCCUCAGUUUUUCUUUUGUUUUUGUCUCCUAACCAAAUAUAAAUUAAUGUAGUUAAUUACCUCAACGGCAGUUGAGACGACUUGCGCCUCGGUUAAAAACUGAGUAUUCUUUACACUUUUCCUGGAUACCAGAUCUCAAGGAUAUUACAACCUUUCAGCGAGGAAUUUGUCCGCCCAACUCGAGGGUGAGGAGAACGAAGGGGGACUGGUUCUACUCCGUGGCGAAAAUGAUGUACAGUGGUACCUGCCUUACAACCAUCUCGUUUACAGCCAUUUUGAGAAAGGUUGUGGGAAAAAGUGCACGCAACAAUCCCGAAAGGUAUUGUGGGUGGUUUUGAGUUCACUUUUCUUCAAAGGAAAUUUGAAAGAAUGGCAUGAGAGGCCAUGGACGUAUGUUUGCGAGUGCUUAAGGAAAGCAACAAAACUAGGCUCGACAGCUACAGCGUUAGGGAACAGUGUAUUGAUCAUAUCCCAUAUUACCUUUCGGGGUUGUCGCGUCCAAAUUUUUUCUGACAACCUUUCUCGAAAUAGCUGUAUACAACCAGGCUCAUUAUUUUGGCCCAAACGUAAAGCCAUUCAGUUUACUAAAUUCCUUUUCUGAAGAUUUCGUCGUAUUCAACAUGUUGGUCGUAGGAAAAGGGCUCCACUGUAUUGUUCACGUUGCAUGAUAGCCUAUUGAGAUCCGCAAAAAAAGCAGAUGAUAGGAGACGUUUGGGUUUUCAGGCAAAACAUAGGAGCUGCUUUCUAAGGCGCCAUUUUGUCGGUUUCAAUCUUAUUUUCUGACACUAAAAAAAUACUGCUACAGCACCACAGCUCUGUAGUUUUCAUUCUGUAUCUUAAGAAUCAUGUUUGUCGAAUCAGACGAUAUACUACUGGGUUUUAUUCUAUUAAAAAGUCGUGUUGUAAAUCGAACUGACAUGAAAAUGUGCAAUUUAUCAAAUGUACCAUGCGCUGCUGUUUAACCCUUUUCGUAAUUUGUACAUGGCGACGUGACAAAAUUUUCGAAUCCUAAUAAUGACGCAACCUUGACAAUCACCAACACGUUAUUUGUAUAUCAAAUUUGCUUGUUCGCUUUAUCAUUUUACCAAGCAUUAUCGACAACGAUAAUACCAACAUUCUGACAAACAAUACUUUGCGAAUAGUCUUUUCAAGGGAAGGUCUGUGACGUAAAUGCACGUAAAGGACUGGAUUGGGUCCAGACAAAACCCUGGAGCUCAUGAACAUUAAUUAUUCGGCGAGUUCGGGCCAUAAGAUGCCAGUAAAUGAGGCUGGACUGUGGGAUAAUUAUUAUUUCGCGCUUCUUCAAUUCUUGAAUGUCAAACGUUUUGUAUGGUAGGAAAUGUCGUCAAGAGUAAGUAAUGGCCCAACAGCUGUAGGGUCAAUAAAUUCGGAUCUAAGCAACUUAUCAAGUUAGGGUCACUUCAUUAGAGCUUAAGGCUGUAAUAAUGAUUAUCUUGAAUAGCUUGGAAUAGCUUGUUUUUAAUCUAUAAAUACUUCAAUCCGCACGUGGUUUUAUUUUUUCCAAAAUUCAGGUCACAAGCCGAUCAGCCGACCAUUGUGCCAAACUUGGAGUCCCUUACCGAGAUGCCUAAAGAACCUGUAGAAAAACCGCCUCCCAAAACAGGACGACUGAAACGGUCCCAUACCGACCCUACGGACUUGUUGGAGGUGUUUCGCAGAAGAGCCAAUUUAGUUGCACAACAAAAUGAUAAAAAGCGAGUUUUGCCGAGACGAAAGAAUGGAUGCGUCGAACCUUAUCGCCCUGAAAACGGAGGUUGCAGGUGUUUCGACGAAAGAUCAGAGUCAAAUGAAGGUUUAGUCGACCAGGUAAAACCUUAAAUCCUUUUAUCAUCAAUGCGUCAAGUUUUGAUUAAAGAGCAGCUCCUCUCGCGAGUGAAAAGAAAGAGACUUGGGGCAUGUUCGAUUGAGCAUAUUUUGGAAUAAGAACAAAAAUUGAACAAACUCUAGAAAUCACUUGUUUUGACAUUCAUUGCAUUGUAAUAUGCAAAAAUCUGGUUGAAAUAAAAUAUUCCGAUAUAUGUAGCGUUAAGUGGCCCAAAAUCACGGUACAUGAGAUUUCUAGCUAAACUUUUAUUCCUGGAAUGCUAUCAAUCGAAGGCGCCUUUAGUGUCAGUGCAGUUAAACACAAACGCGUAAAUAGGUUGUAAAUCCAUUGUCUUUUACUGGUGUCAAACUAUAGUUGAAAUGGCUUAGGUUUAAAAACAAACUUGUGUACAACAAAUGUCCUGGAGACGUAAUGGCGGCUGAGGAAGAAUUAAGUUCUCAAAAAGAUCCUUCUGGUACAAUUACUUGAUGGCAGCGUAUUGUUUGAAGUGUACAGAGUAAUACAACUUGUGUACUGAUCUCUGUCAAGUGCCACCAGCUUGUACUGGCAUCACAUACGCUAUGGUUACGAUGACUCUUUUUGAGAAUAUCUGAUUUUAAACCUGAGGGUCAUAUAUAUACAUCAAGUGUGAUUGUUGGGGUGAAACAUCCUUAAAAAAAUCCAGAUCUCAGUUCUCGUAACAUCAAGAUCAGAGUGAAGAGUGGAAAUGCAAUUAAUGUUAAUUUUUCUCCGUUAUGUGGUGUUCACUAACUUGUUAGUGGGCACUUAUUGUUGUUUGUCUCCAAGCUGCUAAAUCCACUAAUCUGUAUCUUUAGGGAUUUACUAACAAAAAAGGUAAGAAAACUGUCAGGGAUGUUUGUACUUGCCCAGUUUACAAAAAGCGACCUAAUUUAGAUUAAGUCUCAUUGACUUAAAGUUCCCGUCUUAAGAAAUUCCCUUUUUCUUAACAGUCAAAGAAAGUGAUUAAAAACAGGAAACAACUAGCUGUUGCACAGUUUAUAAAGAGGGUUUUCGUUCCAGGUUUCGCACGUUUCAAUAAAAAUGUAACUUGAGGACUUUAAUUUUUCUUAUCUCCGUUUGUCUUGAACAACAAAAUUAAGUUCCUCUCCUUCCAAAUUGAAAUUUCUCUUUAAUUUUUCUGAAACGAUUAAGUCUUCAUUCGUAUCAAUAAUGUAAUUAGCACCAGCGCAUUAUCAGGCUCUAAUUGGCUGAGUUACGAAAACACAGUCAUGGGCAAAUGAGAACAUGUGUGAAAGCAAUUUACAAGAAGUCAGAAAACAAAGCAGUAGAGAUUUGAGACUUUUAAGCAGAUUAAGCCAUCGGCCGAUGCCGAUUCCUUUGUAUUUUUGUCCUGACUGACAAAGGUUCAUGUGCGGCCUUUUCAUCGCAGUGGGGGUCCAAUAUUAGUUCUAAUAUUAAAGUUUAAUACUUUUGUUCAUCGUAUUAUUAUACUUAUAUUAACAUGUAACGCUGUUUGAAAAGCAAGGAGUUAAGGUGAAGUAAUGAGUUGGGUCACACUUGAUCUUUUGUAGCUUCGGGGUCUCUGAACCGCGUCAGGAAUUUUAUAUCCUGCGUAACAGUAGUUUCCGUUCCUCUUUAGGCCAAGCGGGAGAAACGAGACGCGUGAGGAAAUUUGCCCAGCGCGUCUUUUGCUCUUGUCUCGCUUGGCCUAGAGGAAACGAAAACGACUGCCACGCAGGCUAGGAAUUUUAUUUUCCUGAAUCAGUUAACUAUUUAAAGUCUUAAGUUUUUCUAGCAGGACGACCGCGCGUUAAAGGUAGUUUAGUUUCCUGGUUUUAGUCCAUCAAGAAAUUGAUUCUUUGUUUCCGUGCGUCUGUUCAGUAAUAGAUCAGUUAUCCAUGACUGACACAGUUUUCCGUAAAAAGAAAAUAAGAAAAAUGACCUAGCGCAACUUUUCGAGUCAGGAUCAAACCGUCGUCUCCCCCCUUUCGUUUUCAUCCUUCCCAUCACUCCCCGCGCUCCCUUCGGUCACGUGUGCGAUCCAAAUAUGGACGAUUGGGGUCGAGUCAGGGAAGACCUAGUCUGCCUCGCAGCCGUUUUUGUCUCGUCACUCAACGCUCCUCCUUUUUGGAGAGGAGCGCGGUUGUUAGCCUGUGUACAGACGUCCCCCUCCCUCAGAAAAAAUGGGGAGAUUUUUUUCUGAGGGAGGGGGACGUCUGUACACAGGCUACGCGGUUGUGUGACGGGGCAUAAACGGCUGCGAGAGACACUAGGGUUCACAAUACACCAAACAUGCGAACAUAUGCUCCCCUCCGUUGCGUUUCACGGUAAUUGAUAACAGUCCAGGAUUGGAACCUCCCAUUGACUUUGUCAUGCGUGCCUUGUGAGGAACGUGUGACGAAGGCUAGAGGCAUUCUAACAUAGAAGACGAUUGCCCUGGCAUGUCUUUUAGCAUUGAGGCGUCGUUCGCGUCGCUGUCAUUCACAUACUUAGCUUGUUUACUCCCCAUACCACGCCUGAAAGAAACCAUCUGCUUGAAUUUUUGAGUCACACUUGAACUUGGUAAAUAGCCCGGGGGAUACUCCAGGGAAUUCUUGGUGGGGAUGUGCCGCCCGGUUCUUCAAAUCCUGACGCUAUUUCAGACAUAAGAAUGGCAUUUUCCACACCAGUUUUCAGACCUAGCCUCUAAAAUUCAUACCCGUUUUUAGACCUGUCCUCUAAAAUCCAUACCGCCAUCAUUACUUGGAUAAGAAAGUCAACAAUAAGAUUUCUUAAACUCCAUUUCGAAUUCGCAUAUUAUUUUUUUCUCUUUUUCAUCUGGAAUGCACUAGUUCUCUCGAAAACCAUACCCGUUAUUCCAAUCCAAAAUGCAUGGGCAAAGUCUACACCCGUUUUCUGAUCGAAACAGUGCAAAAGCCUUGCCCUUUGAGGCGGCACUAACCUGCGAUCAGGCGAUCCUUUUUUCCUUUUGAUUCGGAGCGCUUUCCCCGAUAGAAAAAAAUACGCCUGAUCGCAGGUUAAGGCACCCUCCCGAGACACACAGACCAUCUAUAUAAAUCACUGUGGUGCUGACUUUUCCUUUCAUCAUCUGGGUAUCAAUAUUAAUAAGCUAAACCAAUCAGCCGUGCCAGGCCAGUCGUGUGUGGACAUGGAGUUUUCAUCGCUCAAAUGACUGAAUUGCUUGGUCACCUGUGCGACAAGUUGGCGAAUGGAGUGGCGAAUGUUGUACUUUAUUUUUUGUAUGACGAUGAAGCUGAUGAGGUGGCAAUUGUUCUUUGAUUAACCUGAUUUUCGCUUCUCCGUCUCCAUUCUUUGUAACACAGUUCUCUGACCGUUUACGAUUGAUUGUUCAAUUAACGUCAUCUUUGACUUUCAAAUACAGAUUUCGCCGCCGUGCUCGCAUUGUGACAGUCAUUCCUUAAACGAGAAUCGGAAAGAAUCAGCUGGCAUGGAGGAGGGAGCUCGUGAAUCUAGCACUGAUAGCGAGAUCAAGGAUGACACUUCUUGCCACUUGACCGCCAUAGUAAGUGAAAAAGCGAUUACUGAUAAAGCAUUUCCCUUAUUUUAACUAUUUUCGCUAUGGUUUUAAGGCCAGGACUUUAAAUAGCAACCGAGAAUUAUUACAUAAAACGCGGAUGGUUUAUGUUCAGUGUCGUCAGGCCGCUUUGUUCAUCACAUUCAGAGAUGGUAAUCUGUGUUGUUACGUACGUCUCGAAGAGUUACCAUUCCGCGCUUUUUAAGUAAAGAUUAGUCUCUUGAGUUAAACAAAAGUCAAUUACAGCCUACUUGAAAACUACAAAUGGACCUAUGAAAGUCAUGUUAUUCUCUCAACGCCACAUGAUACAAAUUGCAAAACAAAUAGCACUCCAGGAAAGCGAUGAUCGGUGACUUCCAUUGCUAUGGUAUCACGCUACGGCUCUUGUGUUCGGACAACGAUUUAACUCUAGAGCUGAAAGAAAAAUGAAUAGUCUUCUCUUGUAAGAACUGCAUGACGCCCUGGCGUAUCGGUGCAGGAUGUACCAUUUAGGAUAUCGAAUCUCAACUGCUAUCUUACAUCGAGAUAAAGGAAGGCGAUAAUGGCCUGGAAAUUAGAAGUACUGUGUCUUGUUUACUUAAAAGCUCUUAUAGCUUAUUCGAUAUUGAAAAGAGUCGAUGAAAUCCAUUUAUUAUCCUUUGAUGCAAAUUGACAAACAAAACAAGGCACGAAGCUCAACGAUGGUCGCUAUGUUUUCGUGAUUGUUGUCUCUGUCGGUGUAGUGAUGGGAUUAAAUGUCUUCCAUUGUAAAAGGAAAUGACGCAAAACAGAUGGAAAUUAUCACGAAUAAAUUGGCGAAAUAAGGACGAUCAACCAACUUAUCAGCAAAACGACAUUAACAAUUCAAAUUAAUUACCGACUGGCAAUUAUGUUUUUGAUAAAACGGCGGUUCUGGGGAGUUAAACAGAUAAGCAAUCACUAUUAAUAGUCGGCUUUCAUAAGCAAAAUGAUACCUCCCAAUCAGGUGCAGUUGGCCCCAGUUUAACUUUAUACAUCACAAUCAUUUUAUAUAAUGUUACAAAUAGCAAUCUUUUUCACAGUCUGGAGAACACACUGAUAGGCUCAUUGAUAGGCUUUCCAUUUGACACUGGCACUGAACACGAAAGGGUUUAUUCCACUGAUUUGAACGUGUCUUUGGUCAAGAGCCUUCUAGACGCCUCAGUAGAAGUGAUUUGAAAUAAAUUUUCUCUUUAGUAGCUAAGUAUUCCUGGCAGUCUCUAUGAUUUUAACUGAAUGAUAACAGAUUUGAAACUUUUCGAAACGUAUCCCUGAGUCACCUCAUGAGGAAAUCCAAGACUGUCUUGGAUUCUGGAUUCCACGCCGUGGAUUUCGGAUUCCACGCACUGGAUUCCAGCCGUUGUCAGUGGAACUUGGAUUCUUCGAUUCAAAUCGUUCGUGGGAUUCCGGAUUCCUUGAGCCGUAUUCCGGAUUCCAAAGCCCAGGAUUUCAGAUUCCACAGGCCAACAUUUCACGCAUUGCGGAAUCCGAAUUCCCUUACAUGGCGUGAGCUGAGGCCUUCUCUCUCUGUCACGCCAGAGUCACGCCAAACGUGGAGCGGGCCAGGGACAAUUGCCUGCGGAUGCCAAAGAUAAACCAAUCAGAGUACACCUGACAGUAGACCUCCAGCUGCCUUGCAGUCCCCCUCCUUUAACCCCAAACCGCAAUGUUGAAAGUCCAAAUUAAUUACGGCUACACCUGUACACCCUGGGAAGGGGAUGGGCAGGUUUGCUUUUGAUAACGCACCACUGCAUUGACAAUUGUCCCUGCCUAGAUUCCCUUUCUGGAUUGGAUGACAAAAAGAUGACAAGAAGAGAGGGCCAGAACUGGUCGUGUAAAUUCUGUAACAAGCUAAUUCAAAGUAGAAAAUCUGGUAGCUAUAUCCUUUCUGUGACUGUUUUAGGUACGUAACAUCAGUUUUUGGUAUUGUGUUGAGGGACAAAUCUUCCUACAACUGUUAAUUGGGAUUGUAAUUUGCUUAUUAUUUACUUAAUAUAUAUCUUAUUUUUCUUGUUUAAACAGAAAGGCGAAGUUUCCCAAAAUCGGCCAUCUUAGUAUUUUUUUAUUUUUAGUUUUAGUUUUUUCUAUACCUUCUACAACUGGUUGCUUCUUUAUCUAAAACACCAUAGGACUAACUUAAAAUAGAACAAAUUUGUAAGACAGGGUUGAAGUACAAAUUCCUUGAGAUUAACGGACCAAAACGGUGUUUGCGCUUAAGGUAUAUACCUGUCACUUAAAAGAUCAUCUGAGUUCAUAUACAACAAAGACCCGACCAGGCGAAAUUUUUGUUAUUUCGGUAAGAAAUGCUUUCUUCAAUUCAUGAUAAAGUGUGGCAAACGAGAGAUAAGUCGUUAAAAACAGGCGUAGAAGAAAAAUGUUGGAUUGAUCAAAGGAGGGAAAAUUGAAAAAGGUAUUGAAGAGCAAAACUGAGCUGAGAACAGCAAAAUAACUAAUUUUAAAGUCUGUUACUCAUGGUUAUCUUUUUCACUGAAAAACAAACAUCAUUAUUAAACGUUUAUCAGUAAGGAAUGCAGCCAAAUCCUGAGGAAUGUUUCUUGUAAUAUAUUGAUUACAAUAUUUUUUUGUUCAAAAACCGAUGCGUAAUACGAUCACGGAUCUUAAAAACAGUUCAGGGGCACCCAACGAGAAUAUAGUUCAAAUCACUUAAACAUAGCAUUGUUAAACGUAUUUUAGUAUUUAAACGGUAGAUAUAUGCGUAUUUUUAUCCCCUAAAAAUUUUUCAUCUGUUCGGAUUUCCUGGCUGAACGUCUAGUGAUCCGAAAAUUAUAGGGAUCAAAACUUACCUUUUCGAAAAUUUCAGCCAGAAAAAAGGCUUCCGAAAAGCCAAGGUGACCUUUUUAGUGUAAAAAUCCGUUAAAAAUGGGCAAUGAUACUUUUUUUAAAUGUUUGAAAAUCCUAGGAGAGGCAGGCAAGCAAAACAUUUUACAACAAAUGUUCCGAAAAUUCUAGAUCUCAAAUCGUCUUCCGAACAGAUAUUUUCCGGAAAUUGACGUUGGGUGCGCCUGACAGUUUGGGGUACUUUGUCUAAAUACAACUUCCUUUUGCCACUUAUGCUCUCGAGGGCAUAGAUGUGUCAUCCUUCGUUAGCAAUAACCAGAAGAGAGAGAUGUCCUCGUUCUUAGAAGUGAUUUUUGACCCUGCUCCUAAAACAACCGCUGCUGAAAGCUGGCAUACCUUGAUAACAAUGAAACAUAAGAUUUAGCGAGGCGUUCAUAAGCGAAGCGGCAUUCAUUAGGUUAUUCAUUAUGUUUCCUGUUUUUUGAAGAAAUGUACGAAGUUCUCAACGAUUGCUAAAUAAACUGUACGUGAUCUUAAGUCAACUGGACGCACUUCAGUACCUGUCAAAAGAACCAAUCAAAUUGUUUGCUGUUAAGUGGCCUUAUCUUUUGACACAUAAGACGCAAAAUUAGCGAAUGCCGUCGCUGCCCUUAAGCGGAAUUUAUAUAAGUAGACAUGGAUACUACGCUGUAGUGGCAAGGCCAUUUCGUCGACUGUGCUGCAUGGUGAAAUAUUUAAGUGUACUUUUGUCUUCUGAGACCAAAGUGAUACCUAUAUGACGUGAUUGCAAGAUGAUCGUUAAUGAAGACGCUAAGACUCUGUAAUUGUUUGAACGAGCGAUUUUCAAUUGAAUUAAGCAACCUUUGAAUUACUUUCUAAUUGGCUUCGAUUCUGAGUGGAUCACCAAGCACUCAAAACCAGCAUGUAUCGAAAGCGACAAAGCCUUCCCCGUGUAUCAAGAGCCGUAUCUGAUCCUCCUAAAUAUCAGGUAUUGAGAAGUGAUUUUAAUAUUUAUCCUUCCAAUAGUUUGUAGAUAGCUUUUGUCUUAAUAAGCCAAAAAUGUGACAAUUCUGUCUUCAACAAGCACUCUUCAAUCAACUUCAUCAAAAUUAACUUUAUAGUUAGUAAAGAAAGGUCUACAGCGUUUUGCUGGAUAAAGCUGCCUCGGAAACCUUACAACACAACAUCUCGUCAUCUACCUCGUUACAAUGACGUUCGGAGCCUUUCAUCCUUCUUAAGUAUGAUGAAACUGAGUGAAAGACAAUAUUUAGCUGCAUUCUUCGAGAGUAUGAUUACAAAGCAUCUUUAGAAACUGUUUACCAAUUUACAAUUCCAUUAUAGCACACUGUUUUCCUGUUAAUAACAACCAAUUGUUGCUCAGUUUCGACUUCCGGGAUAAAUGGCUUUUCUCAGCUUUUAAGAAACUUCUCGUUUGUGGCCAUCAUGUUAUCUACGAGGAGCGGAGAGUGUUCCGUCUUGUAUUCUCACAAAAGAACUUUUAAUUGGCUUAUACAUAUCCCAUUUAGUCCUAAUUUAUUCGGUUUUUAGGCAAAUGGGCAAGAGAUUCCAUUUUUUGCAGUAAAAUAAUUAGAGUGCGAUCUUAGCCAAGUACGCUAAUUAUCUCUACUUUAAAGAAAUUGAAAGCGGUCCGUGAGAAAGGCGUGCAUAUUAAAACGUUGAGAUGAAAACUACCUAGGAAGUUUAUCAGAAACGUGACUAUAUAUACGAUCGAUUACCUUGAAGUAUAUUUAGCGUAAGGUUAGCUCAGGGAUUAACAGAAUCAAGCAGACGAAGCAGCUUUCAAAGGUACAAUUUCGUUUUCGGAUAAAAGGCUAAAUAAUCUGAAACAAUAUCGGUAGAACCCAACACUUGGUUUAAAAAAGGAAACGAUCGAUGCCCUUAUUUCCAUGCAGUCAUUGUUUGUACGAUAAUGAAGAUGUUGAUUACUCUGUUAAGCAGUGGAAGAUACGGACUUCUGAUUUGAUGCCCCACCAGCGAAAACUAACUGAAAAGUAGCUAAGCCUUUGUUAUCGAUUAUGCGCUUCCUUGACCACGAAAAUACGGGUUAGACUAGUCAACAUAUGUAGAGUCAAUUUCUCAUAUUCGGGAUACUUACGUUGCUUAUCAGCCCUCUCAUCUCAGACUGAACGUAAGGUCAUUAUUAUCCGAAAGGAUUGCUUUACCAUAUCUGCACUAUUCACUGAGUGAUGGUAUUUUGAUGAUCAAUACAAAUGUCGGAUUGUCUCAACACCCUGCACUGUUUCGCCCUAGUGUGCCGUAAGGAGGAUCUCGGAUAACUCUUAAUCGGUUAACCGUCAGUCGGAAACAGUCAAAACAUUAGCCGUUAGGGGUAAAAAAUCAUAGUCGUAAAAAAAAACGGUUUCCGCAAAACAAUUUUCCGGCAAUUUUUUUUUCAUUUUUGAUGUAGCUUGUUAAGAUUUCGUACGUGUCUUGUAUCAUGACUGAUGUUUCCAUUUCAGCCUUUUUUAAUUGAUCCAUCCCAGAAAGGUCGUUAGACGCCCACAGACAGAUGAAAAAUGUUGAGCUUUUUUAAAAACAAUUUUUUUCCUUCACAUGUCUGUCAACCGUAAUAGUGUUCAAACAUUAGCAGUUAGUUGUAGGAGAAAUUGUUAAAAUUGCAAAGUGGGUCGUAAAAACGAGGCGUGGUCGUUACGAUCACUGCAAAUAAGAAUAUAAGAUAAGAAUCCAACUUGGAUAUAACUUUGGUGCCGGUGACAACGUCACUUCUAGAUACCAUAUGAAACAGGAGCCUCAGGCUCCUGGUGGUGGCCAAUUUUAUUCUAACUAAUCGUUAGUAUGUUAUUUAGACAGUUAAACGUGACGAACCAAGGCGGAAAAUCUCCUGUCCCGCGUAUCGCCAUGGCCGACGGGAAUCCGUGGUGGGCGUGCAAGUAAACCAAAGAAGGGCAAGUGUAGCUGCUCCACGGCGCAUAAGCAGAAGAGGUAGUGAGGUAAGAAAAACAUGCAAUUCAAGUAUUAUGAAUUUUUUUUCUAACUGGCACCAUCGUCAACCUUAUAAAAGUUCAUUAAUAGUGAAAUAGUCGGACUCUAUGGUAAAACCCCUUUUGAACUUUCUGCUUAGGAAACCUUUCCCGGCAAGCGGAAUUCAGCUUCUACUGUAGCUAAAAUCACUUCGAUUAUUUUCUUAACUCAUGCAAGGAGUCGAAAACCCUAGCCUAUAUUACAGUUAACUGGAGAAAUUUGUUUGAUCGUUCGCAAAGCAUUCAGGGCUUGUUGCUUGAGUUAUCACGUGACUUAUCACGUGUUGUUUUUUUUUCGACGAGAGAAGGCAAGCAGUUAUCAGGAUUUCCUUGCUUCAUUUUCGUUAGAUUAUAAACCCAAAAAAAGGUCAAAUAAAAUAUAAUCUUCUAACUUCGUAAUUAGUACGAGGCUCGCCGCGCGCUUCAGGCGAGAAUCCUACGCCGACGCUUCGCGCGGUUUGACGCUGUUUCUUUGACUGCUUUUCUUUAAACCUGUUUAGUUUAUAGGCUUUGUCGUUUAAUCAUAUCUGCCAGCAUUUCUUACUGCAUUUCGGCAACACGUGAAUGCUAUAUUUUCUAUUACAUAACACACUGUAUUCGCAUUGACACCCAUUUCGUGUAUCGGGUUAAGUGAGAAGAGAACAAUCAUAAUAUUCAAUCCCACUCUUUGCAGAUUAACUUCUUUGUGUAAAAAUAAUCAACGUUUUGGUUGAGCGCACCUUAGGCCCAGACCCCAAGAAUCCGGUGAAGACUGAAAGUCGAAAAUAUUUGGUUAAUAUUCGACACGAAUUCGCAAAUCUGUCAAAUUAAAAAAAAAACGCUAUGGCGAUGGGGCUUUGGUAACCGAGUUCGCUGGUUUCGUGUGGACGCGCGGAAGCUCGAUUCGUGUAAAAAUAUGCGGUUUCGAAAAUAUAUGGAUUCGUGUAGACGAGGCCAUAUAAUACUUGAUUUAACCGACUUAAUUAUGUACUCUCCUGGGAAGGUGUUGUCUUGGUUUUUAUCCUAAGGGAUCAAAUAAACAUUUUCUUUGGAGCUCAAUUCAAAUUUUGAUGAGUCAAUUAAUUAAAAGGUUUUCUGAAGAUUCGGGUCCUUGGACCAUGGGCUCCCCAAUAAACAUCUCGUUUGUACACCAUUUUUCCUACGCAACUCCUAAUGAAUGGAUCCUAGAAGCUAUCAUGUUAAAGCAGCCAGUUGUGGACUAUUCAGAAGUAAGGGAUCUCUUCGUGUUUCUUUUAUUUGUCUACCAUUCUUACCAUGAUCAGUUUAUAGAUCUCUCGAGGGCUUGCUGAUGAGUUAAGACUGUUUUUCACUAGCACGGAUAAGAAGAAGAAUGUUGUAAAAACUGAAAAUCAACGCUGAUUUUAGUUAAGCGUAGCAAAAUAGCACAAGCGUAGAUACAAACAAAAUUAAGAAAGAGUCAAUUUGAUCCUUGUGUUACACAUAUUCACGUUAAGAUAAGUAUUUUUCUCCUGUUAUACUUGCCCUCCGUCGCUAGUGUAAACCAGGCUUGAUAUUACACAUUUCAAGGGGCACUUAAGAUAUGUUUAACACUGGUGUAACGUCAUGAUCGGAAAAUUAUACAAUCAGAGACGUUUGGAUAGAAUCGUACAAUUACACACUACAGUCGUAGAACAGUGGAGUAUAAAAACUUAACGUAGAAUCGUAUAAUCGGAGACUUAAUAAGUCUUUAUUUAUUUACAAGUUUACGUAUAAUAGCUGAAUAGUGAAAUUGAAGGCGGUCUGCGUAGUGCUAAAUCGCAGAUUAGUACCCCUAAAUCGGUCAUACUAUUUUCCGAUUUAGCACUUGUCGCAGUUCUCUCAAAGUACUUGAGCUGGGCUAGAAGCGAAUUCAGCUUCGCUGAGUAAUCACCCGACUUUUGCCUAAAAGUUAUAUUGCCUUCUCACGACAAACUUACUUAAUAAGAUCGUGAAAUGAAGAUCGUUUUAUAAAGUCAAAAUCUCAGAAUAUCUCAAACAAGAAUUGCUUUCCACUUCGCCUCAUUUCUUUCUUAUAAUCAGCCAUCCUUGAGACUUAAAUAACUGGAAUUUUAUGGAAUUACGUUCUGAGGCAUGCACGGAGCUUCCUUGAUUUGUUUCUCUGCAUUAAUAGCCUUAGUUUAACCGUCAUAUUUGCCUUCGACUACUUCUUUCGCAAUAUAGUUCGCAUUCAGUCCUAAUGAACAAUACUCCACAUGCCAAACAAUAACACUGACUGCUAUGCAACACAGAAAAGUAUUGGUACAUACAAAGGAAGUGUGAAAGUGUCCUAGUUGGCACCCACUUGUCAGUCACUUACACCAGUUCACGAAGAGUUUCUCAUCCCAAAUAAUGCCCUAAAAUGCUUCAUAUAGAAAGUAUUAGCGCAGGAGCCCCGCGUUAAGUGUUCUGGAAUAACUCGUCGAUGUAAAGGGAUCACCAGAAGAAAUACGCUUUUUUUUUGGCAUUAUUAAAUUGAGACCUAUAAUCUUCAAAGAAACCGCGCAGACAAUGCUCGCGCGCCUAAAAUAGUUUACGAAGUAAAACAAGGGUGCAAUAACAAGCGCGUAUUCUUACGGCCUGUUUACAUGGAGCUGGGGGACCCCAGGUAGGUGAGGUAACCCGCCUGUCCAUAUAAUCUCUCAUUUUACGUGGAUCACGUUUACGUGAUAGGUGGGGUGAUCCGCCUAGGCGGGUAGCCCGGUCUGCCAGACCGGGUAACCCUCUCAGCCGGGGUCAAAUUUUGCCAUGUAAACGUUUCAAGGCGGGGUAACCCGCCUUGUCGGGGUCGGAUUCGGAAUAAAUCAAAUUUUGUUCUUUAGAGGUGGCUUUGCAUCAUUAUUAAAGGUAGCAAUAGAAAGCCACAGUACUGAAGGUUGCAGCAAGAGCAGCAAGUGAGUGUAGAAGAGCAUUAAUCGCCAAAACAUGAGGUUUGCAGCAUUUUUCUUGUUUACGUGCUUAGCGACCACUCAAUAAUCUUGAAAAUGGGCACUCCGGCGUGGCGGGGUUGUAAGAUUACAUGUAAAGGAGGGUUAUUUUUUUACCCCACCUAAGCGGGUUACGUCACCUACCUGGGGUCCCCCACUUCCAUGUAAACAGGCCCUUAGCAACCUACUUGCUUCACGUACUCUUGUAAUUCACAUUUCAUAUUUCACAUUCAGUUAUUCAGAGAUUUCAGAGAAUCACAUUCUCUGAGGUACAUUCACUUGGGUAACUGAGACUUUUCAUCUGCAUGCAGCUUUCGAUUUCGGUCAACUCUGAUCUACUUAAAAAUCCGGCGAAAAUCGUAAUUAUGCAGCUCGUAGCUUCGGCUGACCCCGAAAACUUCUGCCAUGUACGAGAAAAAGCAUGCAGUACCCAGGAUUUUGUUCAUUUUGAAGUUUUCUUGUUGUUGUUCGGUAAAUUGAAAGGGAAUGGUUGGUAACGCUUCACCUCUUAAGUCUUGUGUCGGCAAACCGAACCGGAUAGCAUUCUACCUCAUGUAAAACGAUGAUUUCCGCUUAGUUUUGUCUCAAAGCGAUGCGCGUAACUGGGGUAUUCGUACUGUUUUAGUCGGCCGGCGAGUCGAGAAAAAGGAUGCCGCGUUAACUGAGCUGCUUGAAAGCAAAUGAAAAGAUGUGACUAGAUUUCUGCUAGUUUUUCUUCUUUUAUCACUUUUUUAGUGGAGUUUUAUUUAAGAAGUUUAUUUCUGUAGAAAACUGCCUUUUAAAAUUUCAUCGUGGCCUCAACAAUUGAGCAUAGAAAACGGUGUGUAAAAAAAUCGCGAAUUUUGUUUUGUUGUUGAAUAUUGAAAGGCCCUGAAAAAACACACGGCCGAAAUGGUUUAUACCGGUACGGUCACAUACUACCGAAGUCUCAAAAUGUUAAGCUUAUUUCUUGUGUCCAUAAUUAACCUGUUUGACUUGAAGUAGUUCAAAAAGUACUGUUAUUGGUCUGAUUAAUUGAAAAUAACCCAACACGUCCUGACUUCGUCCUUUUUUAAAGGAAUUUUGAAUUCCAAAAUUGAGUAUUAUAAUGUUAAUUACUUACGCAACCUGAAGAGACUAAUUAAGCAUUGGACUGAUUUUAUCGAGAGAUAUUAUAAGGUAACCGUAAUCAUAAACCAUCACUACGAUUAUAUCUAUGCAACAGAUUUACCCCUAAGUAUGCUUAGUACAUGUUGUUAAUUUUCUUCGCUUAGUUUUCAAGAAUUUUCUUUCAAUCAUUUCGCCAUCGGCGAAGCUUUUGUCUAGUUGAUAAAAGCUUUCGUCUGUGAUUUGUAUUGGGGGUUUAACACAAAGGUCUAAAAGUACAAUUUAUUAUACAGUUGUACUCCAAUAUUAACUAUAAAACGACCGGCCGUGUUUCAUCCACACACUUACGUUUCUAUUUGUAAAAGAUGCAUUUUUAGGCUUUGUAUAAGCAAGUCUUUCAUAGGUUUGUUUGUGAUUGAUUUUUCUUUCAAAUUUCCAUUUUCUCACUGCAGUUUAAGAAAGAUUAAAAUAAAGCCUACUCCAUAGUUUAUGUAGAGACAAUUUCAAUUCUCGAUCUGUGGUUUUUUUAAGAACACUUAAUGCUACGAGUAGUUUUAAAGUAUAUACCCUUUUACACAGUUUGACGUAAACACACACAUUUGUACAUGUUUAGUCCAAUACCGCCAAUCAUAUGUACGUUUUUUAUAACUGGGCCAAAUAUGUCUAAAAUUCAGCAAUAAAAAAAUGUUAAGCAGCAUUCUUUUUGUGUGUGAAUAGAGAGAAAUGGGGCCAUUUCAUAUCAAGGUAUUAACAAGGAAAGAAAACGAAAUUUUUUUGGAUACACUGUAACCAUUUUAUUCAUGUAUGUAAUUACUAGUUAUGUUUUAGUUAUAGGUUGGAGCAGUGUUAAAUUUAAUAAUCUAUAUUAUUUCUAGUGUGCAGUAUAUUUAAGAGGUGUCCACUGCAGCCACUAUCAGUAAAUUAGGCAGUACAAAGCACAAACUGAUGAAAGUUGACGUAUAAGGAAAACUCUUUUAUGAUCUCAUUCGUUACUGGAACUAAUUAAAACAAAAUUAAAACUUCAUUGACUUUUUUGUAGGAUUUUUGUCAUAGAGCUAGCAGGAUAAAAAGGUUACCAAUCCAGAUAGCAACCUUUGGGGAUUUAGUUGCAGCUAUUUCUAACUGUGACGACAGCAUUUGACAGAACAAAAAUAUCAUGAAUUAAAAACCAGUUAAAAAAUAUAUUACGAAAUACGUCUUGACCUCCCUCACGUCCAAAAAUCAGUGAAGGAUGAUAUGUUUACUCCUUCUUUUAGCUGGUUGCCAGUCACUAUUUCGAGUGGCUGUUAGACAACUUGGUCACGUGAUUAUAAAAUACGUCAUGCUGAUUGUUUAUACCACAUAGUGUUGCAAUUAAAUGAGGAAUGUAUUGAGUUUGCAAGAAUAUAUGCAAACUCUUCUGUUCGGCUAGAGACGAGACGAAUCGGUUGCGUGAAACUAUUCCACGCACUUUCUUCCUGUCAACCUUAUAAUCUGGGUAGUAUUUACCUCCCAUCGGAAAUGCACCACCGACGGUCACAUAAGGAUUUAUGAAUAAUUACAAAGGACAACCACAGCUUAUAAAUAUCGGAAGUCCGCUGUAUGAGUCAACUGUAAACUGAACGAUCAAGCAACAUCCAUAAAAAGGUUUGUGGACCUUGUUAGUUAUUGACGGAUAUGCUGGAAAGACCUCAGAAUGAUUUUUUCAUUGAUGUUUGCAUGGUAUGCCGUUAUUUCUAAAGUCUGGUGUUUCAUCGUGAUAAUUGUUUCGGUAUUUCAUAUUUCUUUCAGUGUGUAGUUGUGCAUGAUAGCAGGUGUUCCGUGCUAACGGUCUUUAAUCAACUUCUUUCAAAUAUUACAGAACAUUAGUGUAUUCGAUUUGAUUGAAUUUAUUCUAUCCACAUUACGUUUGCGAAAAUUGGUAAUUUGUAUUUGCCGUCCAUUUUUGUUCGCACUUGCACUAGAAUAAAUUAAAAUCCAGACUUAAGUAUUAAACCCCUUGAUAAUACAAUAGUAUUGCAGACCACAAUUUUUUAAGUAGACUAAACGGCACCUCAGCUAAGGUGUCACGCAGAGCUUUACCUAAAGGACACUCUUGCUAAAAACUGUUCUUUUUCUUUUACGACAUCAAAAAGAAAAUACCAUUACCUUUCCGUAAUAUUAAGUCCUAAUGUUGUGGCGAUUUAAUUAACUAGAAAUUUGAUGCAAUCAUUCAGUUGAAAAGUGUCAUAGUUCAGUGAGAUUUUUCAUUAUUUCAAUAUAAUCCUCUCUUUUGGCAAAUGAGCUCAACCUUAUUGAUGAUUUCUUGAACUAAACUUCGCUAAAAUUGUUCUUCUAAAUAAUCAUGCGGAGUAGUCUGUAGCAGUAUUCUUUACCAUAACAGUAACACGUUCAUUAAUUACGUUUUCAGAAUGCUCCGCGGAUGCCUAACUUUGAAUGGCUAAACGAUUAUAUUCGACUCAGUGAGCAACUGAAACUGUCAUUGAUCUGUCUGCUUUCUGACAAUUUUAAAUUAGUUAUAACAAACUAACACUAUGUUGUCAGAAGUAAAAAAUAGUGUCCCCAUGCAAUUAGUACUUUCGUGCUAAAUACCUUGACACUCAAAUCAAGCAACAUGUGCUCAAGACCGAAGCUUACGUGUUGAUAGUGUUUUCAAGCUGAAUUGUUCAGCCCUUGAAUCUUCUUAAACGGCCUUUAACUCCAAGAAAAUGAUGGAGUAAAUGACGCAGUUGAAAAGUGGUUCUAACUUUUACGUCUUUGGCGUGGGCAGUUUUAGUUGUUGUUUCGGGUUUAUCAAACUAGAAACUUGUAAAUUUGUUGAAUAUUGAGUUUGACCGUUUUGGGGAGUCCGAGUUCCACAAAUGUGACUGAGUCGAACCCAUCUACCUCCAAGGCUAAGUUCAUCAUCUUCCGACAACUAAGUUCAUAUGUGAAUCGAACCGUCAAGUGUGCGAUGUACUGCGGCUGUAAGAGUUAAACUAAACACUUCCUUUCGGAGAAGCUUCCGUUGCAUGUAAACGAAGGGUGUGACAAGCAAUUAUACUUCCUGUCGUCGAUUACCUUCAUCAGUAUCGUGACUUAAGUCAUUGUUAUUAUCUUCUAGGCGCCAGCACUCACGGUCAUUGCAAGAAGAAGAACUUCACAGUCUAUGGCGUACCCUGUUGGAAUAAGAAGGAAAAAUUCAAGGCCUUCUGGCACAGGUGAGAUCUUUUUCUUUCUCCUCGUUAACACAAAUUCUUAAUUUCUGAGUGUAAUUAGGUUUUUGUCGGAGACAAAGGAACAACAAAGAGGACAUCUCACACAAGGAGUACCGCGUCUCAACUUCUUAGACUGAAUCCGGUCGCAUUUAAAGAUCUUUUGACUCUUAAGUGCCCUUAUUAAAAGUAAAAGUCAAAAGAAAAAAUCCAAAUUUCAUGCAUGUGAAAAUACUGCUGUUCAAGAGGUUUUAUUUGAAUGAUGGUCACCCCACAAGAUUUUGUUCACUGGCACAAGAUUUACGUCUACUGUGAUGUAUGCCUUGAGUAUUUAUUCUGGAAAGCUGCAACCAAUAUUACCAUGUGGAAAACUGAUGCGUAAACUCAACUAGGAUUUGGUCUCGUUUAUAUUCACGAAGUGACUUUCUUUUCAUAGUACAUUCUUUUUCUUUUCUGAUCAAAUGCUAACAAUUAAUCACCUGAGUGAGGUUGUUUUAACCUGAUUUACGCGCGACAAAGUGCUAAUGAAAUCAGGGGUCUGCCCGGUUGUAUUGAGUACUUUUAUACGGGUGAUUAACAGUGGCUCAAAUAUUGUACAGAAAUAUUUAAAUAAAUGCAUUACUUCUCUUUUGAACUGCAUGAAUGCGCCACGUGUCCACCAUUCUCCUACCUCAUGACAAAUGAAUAAAAUAUUGCACAUUCUGGUGUACUUUGGAAGUUUAUGCUUCCUUACGCUAUCAUCUUCCGAUCAGAAUCGAAUUAAAUUUUAACGGCCGCAAGAAGAGUAUGAGAAAAGUUGAAAAUACCAUCUUCAGCCAAAAAAAUUAAAGUGUUGUGGAAUGCUAUUCAUCCUUGUUGUGUCUUACAUCACAAUCCCACUUGGCCCUUAACACCGUAUUAAAGCCUCUUUACGACUAAGAAAGUCUCACGAACAAUCUCAUAUCUCAUUUUGUGAAAUACCGAACUUUAAAAACUUUCACUGAGUACCACGAGAAAUACUGGCAAAGGGGUUUCAUAAAUGGUCAUAAAACAGAAUUUCCUUCACAUACUCAAAAGUUACAAAUGCUCAGUUUUAUCUCAUUUUUCCUGAUCUACACCGACUCAAAAGUGAAAGGAUUUUUUAGGUUCCAUAUUCGCUCUGGGUAAAAUUUUCCUUUCACGGACGAUUUUUUCUUACGAGCUUAAAGGAUGUUAUGGGCAUUUAGAAUUUAUAGUAACCUGCUGUUUUAAAUAGGAUCACCUAGGCUUUAUUUAUUGAAAAGCAAGAAUAAUUCACGAUAGUUUGCAACCACAAAAACAUUUUCGCGGUUGGACUCACGAAAGGGUAGAAUUUCCCUGAAUACUUGAAGGGCGUUUCCAUUGAAAUUUGACGGUUUCAUGUCUUUUCUUCACUAUAUUUUUAUAUGAAUUACGUGAUUUAACAAGUGAAUAAUAAGCUUAUGUACAUUUUAAGUCAAAAGCCGCUGGCAUUGUUCGCUGCUUGUGCAUUUAAAACUUGUGUUCCGGCAAGUGUUGUCUUGUUUUUAUAGCAACAUGAUAAGAUUCUCCUUAAGUAUCGCGGCCAAUCGUACAAAGAAAAGUACAACUAUUCCUAAAACAUUAUUUUUUAUCUUGAUCCCACGGGGUGAGAAUAUGGUUGGUGUUUUGAGGUUUUUGACAAAACAGAAAACUACUUAUUGGAGGGAUUUACAAAAUUAAAGUCGAAACUUCUCUUGAUUUGUACGCCUCCAUUACGUAAACGUUUCUUUAUGUUGUUGUUCGGAACAGGAAACUUCUCUUGAUCCCGAUGAUACCGACCCUUCAUACAAUCCCUGCCUCUUUCUACCGGCUCUCUCUGUAAACUUUGCUGUCUGCAUUAAUGAGCUUUUGUUGAUUAUAUAACUUAGCUGAGCGGGCAAUGAGAAAGAAGUUAAGAGUUGAAAGGUUUUCAAUAAAACCGCGCACGCAACCACAAAGAAGAACACACGUUCAGCCUACUGUUAUUGGGGAUUCUAUUGUGACUCAACAUUCCAGUAAUCUUGUUUGUUGUGGCGUCUAUUUAAUUAUCUCAUUAUUCUUCCCUUUCCGGAGCGGUUGGUAGUGACCAGUAGGAACAGAGACGCUGCUAAAGAGAACGUCUGUCGGCACAUAACCUUUGCAACUGCGCGCGCAUGUUUACAAAGGCCACUCACAAUGUUAAGGGUCACGAUAUAUUUGCCCGCUCGCGUGGUUUCAACUGGUAUAUGUUUUUCGCCUUCACAGAUCAUCACCUUAGUAUACAAGCCAAAGCUAAGCAUGAAAUGCUAGCCAAUCUGGUCCUUCCUGCGUUCGUCGAGGAGCUUCCUAGGACAAGAUUAGAAAGACGGAAUACGUUUACUUUCCAAGCACCGAUCAUGAGGACCAAAAAGGACGGUAUGUCAGUUUUCAUUAUAAAUAUUUUUUUCUGUGCAAUUUAAUGGAUAUGCUAUUUUACUGAGGUUUCGUGAGCGAGGUGAAAGAUACCCCCGUCUUUCAACACAAUGCAUUUCGUGUAAAGCAAAAUUUCUUCUUCCCGACACGGGUUUUCAACGAGACAUAAAAUUUAAGACUGAUUUUGACCUAAGUAUGUAUUUGACAAAGUUGCACGUGAUCUGACACGAGACGGCAGAUGCUAUCGCUCAUGGUUGCCUGUUAUCAAAGGGUUUCUAAGAGUACGUGUAUGGGUGGCCACAACAAAAAAUGUCCCUGAGAGGCCGCUUUGCUCUUUAAAGUUAUCUUUUCAAAACCGCAGUGCAACAAAAAAAUUUCAAGGCUUAAAUAUGUCAUUAUUUAAUUUUGGGAGGUAAACAAGGUGUUUUAUGGGAGAUGUACGAAUGGAGAAUACUCAAAAGAAGAGUUUUUUCAAGAAUUGACAGGUUUUAAGGCCACUGUGAUUUAAAAUCCGCUUCUGUGAAUUAAAAAAAAAGGUACAUUAAACAUUUGCGGUAAAUGUCUGUAGGGAGAGAAAAUUACAAAUUACAUGUGGUAUUUUUAUAAACAUCAGUCAAGCAGAUCAAUAUAAGACGUACUCCACUGAUCCCAGAAAGCGACGAUUGGAUCGGAUAUUGACCCUCAAACUUUGAAAUUAGCGUUUGAACAAGACUGAAAAGGUUAAAAUGUUAAAAAAAAUCACAAAAAUUAAGAUCAGCUUUACUAAGAGAGAUGAAAAAAAAAAUGCUUUUGUUACCGAGUAUUAAGGGUUAUAUUAUAUCAGUAUAAUUAGUGAUAUUUCACAUUUUUAUUUUUGUCCAAUAAAUGCCUCAUGGGUAUUGCUAGUGUUAGAAUCCUACGCCAGAGCGUCUUGCAAGUGUCGUUUUGACUUAGCAACAUCCUUUUAUAUUGCGGUUUGUUUGGUUGCUUGGGAAUAGUUUUCAGCAAAAGUCAUUAAUUACAAAUUUAUUUCACAUCACAUCUUCAUUUCAUGGACCUUAACUGUAUUUGUUUCUUUCCACUCUUUCAACUUCCAUUAAAUUUCAACUCUUGAAAUACAAGGAUAUUAGUCGAAAACAAGUCAGUAGGCUUAAUUUUUUUAAUAAUACACUUUUAUUAUAUAGAUAUAACACGUAAUUUUUUUUGGUGGAAUCGAAUGAUAUAAAAUUGACCAAGCUGAAUACUAGUGCUGAGAUGAAUUUAACGUUUGGAGGCACUUUCUUGAAAUGUUGCUCUAAAGAAUCAAAAUAUGUUGACUCUCUUCAGGUGCAAAUUAACCUUUCAAUCAACAGGACAAACAUGUACACAGUUGUAUUAAAACGUUACAUAACAGUAAAAGACCUGGACUAAAAUAUACGCUACCUGAUUUAACGCUGGAUAUUGCCAGCUUGUCUAUGCAAUCUGUCAAAUUGUCUACGUUUUCGUUUUUUAUAGAAAAGAGAUAUCAAGUUGCUAAAGAAAUAUUAGAUACAGAGAAGAAAUAUCUGACAUGCUUAAGGACCUUGAAAGAGGUAAGAUUUAUUGGUGCUUUCAUGCUCGCUAAGCCACUCAAUAGCAAUAUUCCAGUCCUUUAUUUGUUAUUAGUUUUGCUUCCCAAGAGAGUGGCUGGCAGACGGUUCAAAAUAAAAAGCUGAUUUUCUUAGUUAAAAAUGUACAAAACAUACUAAAAACGUACCGUCCAAAACUAGGCGAACUAAAAACAUUAUUAUUACUUUUCACGUAUCCAACAACUUUUGAUAAUAUGUUAAGAUCUUGAAUCAAACUCUUAGGUUUACUGGGUGCUUCUUGAAAUUAUAUUCUUACAUGUAACUUAAAAAUAGAUAGUUUAGAAAGUUUCAGGCUCAAAACAUAAACUAGAACAUUCAGAAAGUGUAAGUGCCAGCUUCCUGGUUGGUUUCAGUUGUCAUUCAGUACGGUUUUUAUCUACCCAAACUACAGUUAUAUAGCAUCAUGGCAUUAAAAGGAAUGCACAGUCGCUUUCAUAUGAUUAAAAGCAUUUUAAGAUUUUAUCACGAAUGAAGAGACCUUCUUAGCCAAAGCCAUCCGGAUUACCCACACAAGUAAAUUAAGUCAUUAAACAAGUAAGCUCUUUAUAUACACAUGUAAACGACGGCAACAAAUAUACUUUAUUUACGAGAAACAAACUUAUAAAUAAUCAAAUUAUGAGGUUUCCCGCUUUCCCACGGAUGAUACCUAAAGAUUUUGCAUAAUAUUACAGAUAACACCAACUUUGCAUUGUUUAUUCGAUUUAAUAAUCCAUUUUAUUUAAUUUGUUCUAUGUUAAGGUAUUUGAAAAGCCAAUGAGGGAAACCAACCUAAUUCCAGCUAAAGACAUUGAGUAAGUUAGUCCAACCGUUAUUAGUUAAGAUAAAUAUUGGUUUUAAUUUAAAGUAGGGGUGUAAUAUUUUAAAUACCUUAUAAUAUAGUUUAUAGCUGUUUUCUUGCCAAACGUACAAUUAGCAGCAAUUGACCUACAAAUUGGUUGAUUUUACGCAUACCUAAUUAUUGUACUACUCUUGGAAAAAUCUAUUUUGUUUUUGUUCACUUACGGUUUGAAAGUGGCUUCUUCAUGUAGCCUUCAUAACUUUUCCAGUUUUAAACAGUUAUAAACGGUUUCUCGCGACAAACUGACUUUCCGAAGGUUUUUAAAACGAAGUCUUCGCAGAUUUUCUUUUGUUUAAAUGCUCUCUGGACAAAGCUGACGUAAAAGCUUUUGAAAGGAGAGUGGCAAAACAAAACAACGUUAUAUCAUAAACUGCUCUUAAUUGCUGAUCUGUUUUUUGGAUGCCCUUUUGUUUGUUUGUUUGUUGUUGUUUCGCGCUAUUUGUUCUUCCUUGGCAGUCCACCCCAGUGAAAUGAUUGCCGCGUUUCCUCGUGAUCGCGCUAUUAUACCUGGUUUUACCCUAGCUGUAAAUCCUGGUGUUUGUUUAUAUAAUUCUCCAGUAAAAAUUUUGUUAAUGAUAUUUCUGAAAACUUAGUAGUACGUGAAAUCAAAAUUAAAAAAUAAUUUCGGAUUUUUUGCUAAUUGGUUUUAUUUUCCACUUUCUCUUUCAAGUGUGUUAUUCCCAGGAGAGCUUGUGCAAAUACUCAACAGCCAUACUCAUUUUAUGAAGGACUUGGAAGACAGACUUCAAAACUGGAAGCUCCAAGGCAUUGUGGGCGAUAUAUUCACUAAGCUCAGCGGUUCUUAUCAUGUAAGUGCAGAAUGUACUCCAAUCCUACCACCAAUUCGGGGACAUUAAUAAGGGGAUGUGCACGCGGGCGCAAACGUUUUUAGGUUAAUAAUUCCCACAUGUCUCGCCUUACUUUUUUUUUUUGGCGUAAGCUUAAUUACAAAGGGGGUUUAAACAAGCUUGCGCUAUUCGAAACAAAGCAUUCUCUCGACUUAAGAUAAUGGAAUGCUUCGCAGGUUGUUUAAAGCUUUACCAGAUGAAAGAUUCAGGCAAUUAUCGGUUGUAAAGCGCUUAGUUAACAACUACAUUUGUAGUGAUGGUGAAUCUAUAGGGGUUUCAGACCACUCCCAAUCUGCCACUGCUCUAUCUAACAACAAUAUUGACCACCAACCUCGUCCAUCUAGCUCGUUGCGGACAUGAAUACCUGAUCUAUUAAUAUAAACUUUUGUUGUAGUGACACUGCAGUACCUUCUUUGUCUUGAUUAAUUGUUUUUGUUUACAGAUUGAUGUUUUACGAAUUUACUCCAACUACGUCAACAACUUUCCUAAAGCUAUUGGUGUCAUAAAUAAAUGUUCAAGAGGAUCUCAAAAAUUUAGGAAAUUUUUACAGGUAACCUUAAGACGAUUAAUUCUUAUUCACGAGAAGUCAGUUUUCUAUACCUUCUUCUAGAGAACGAACCUUUUUUUUAACUCGACUUUAACUUUGCUCUGGAAUAAAACAUUUCGCAUAAUUGCAAAACGUUCUAUGAUUUUUUUCCCUUUCCUCUUAUGUCUCAUUUUUACUGGAUAUCAGGCUUCAGGCUUGAGUGGGCUACCGGUAUAACAAAAUGGUGUUGGUGUUCUGACAAUGAAUCACUAACUCUUUUGCUGUUCUUCUUCUAGACUUGCUCUUCAAAUUCUGAAUGCGAAGGACUCGAUUUAGCCUCAUUUCUCCUCACUCCCAUCCAGCGACUCCCAAGAUACGUUCUCCUCCUCAGGGUGAGUAAACUUUCGUACUAGAAACGAGGACACUGGGCCGAGUUAACUUCGCAAAGAUCUCUGGUUCUGUUCCUUGGGAAAUGGAAAACAAUAGCCCAAGUUCGAUAUAUUAAAAUUCUAACAUGACUCCGAGGCUUUAGGGUCAAAAUUGCAAAUUUGUCAAGACUCCAUUGUCUAGCAAUUCCCAAAAGAGACUUGAGCACAAAGACAACCAAACAAAAUGUAGCAAAAUGACCAGAAGGCCUCAGAGUCAUGCUAGAAUUCUAAUAUAUCGAACGUGGGCUACUGGCCAAUAGCUGACUGGCGCGUGCCCAAUAACAAUCCCAGAAACACUUGCGGGACGCAUUUCGGCUCCAGUCCCCUUCUCGCUUUUAAAGCAACAUAUCUUUGCCAACGGGAACAAAAAGUGGUAAACAUGUUAAUCAUUUUACACUAUUUUUCACAGCAACUUUCAAAGUAUACUGAUGCGGGACAUCCUGACAGCUUCCACAUCGAGAAUGCUCUGGAAACAAUGAAACAGAUGAUUAAUAUCCUGAACGACUCUAUUCAGAGUUCUUGCAAACUGGCUCACAAUACCCAAACGCGACGGAGUUUCAAAAAGCGGUACGUCGACAGCCCUAAACAGCUACAUCGGCAAAGGAUUAAAAAGAUUGGGAUUCCCUUCUAUAAAACAUGCCUAUGAUACAAAUUCCAAGAUUAGAUGGGACUUGCAUGAAUUUUUUUCCCUCUCCUCCCUCCUAUUUUUCUUCUGCAAUAUUAUAUUUGGUAAUUGCCCACCCCCCACAAAAAAAUGGCACUUCAUUGUAGACAGGUUUGCGAGAAUAAAGAUGACAAAGAUCGUUGCACUUUGAAUCGCAACUUAGAGGGAAUAAAAGGAACUCAGUUUUCCAUUUCGUCGGCAAAAACCUGCUACCGAUUUAAAAAAAAACAAGUGUAGUCAUGCACUCACCAAGUGAAUUUUAUUUUCGAGAUUACGAUUUUUCGAGGGCCAUUCUGGUUAACUGUUUGACAAGUCCUUAAGUUUAUAUAACUCUAAUCAAUGUCUUAUGGAUUAAUCUUUUCUGCAGCGGAUCUUUAAGAAGAAAAUCCUUAAGAGAACCACUGAGAAACAAGCUAAAUCCAGUUGAAAAUGAGAGGUGCGUACCUUCUUUUUCCCUAAGUGGUUACCCAAGAGUUCCGUUUCUUUUCAUAGCCCACAUUUACACAUCUAUUUCUGACAGUAUCGCCUUGGCUUCCUCUUUAGUGUCCCAAAGCCAUCGCGCAAUUCUUUAUCCACGCCACACUGGCGAUGAUCGUAAAAUUCAUGAGGAUAAGAGCGCGCGUUACCGGGUCAGUGUUGAAUGUUUGGGGACGGUAUCUCAUUUAAAGUCGACCAUUUUCGUAUAUUAAUAUUCAUACUUGGCUACGAGGCUCGGGAGAAUAAAUCAAAAGAAAUCAUCUUGAGGCUCAGCAAUGAAUAAUACAUUUCUUUUGUUUUAUUUCCCCAAGCCUAGGAGCCAAGUAUGAAUUUUAAUUUAUCGAAAAUGGUCCAAAUACAACGAAACAUUACCAUAAUGCAGUUCGACACAGCACCAGCCCAGUCUCUUUGGCAGCCUCAAAAAACGGCCAUUCGUAUGAUCGUAUUUUGUCAAGUCCCUAAACGCCCUAGCGGGUAAUUCUGACCCUGAUAUUCAUUAUUAUUUGAUAUUACUUUCACAGAACAUCUUUAGAAGCCAGUAGCAUAUCGAUAGAGUCCGGUGGACAAGGAAUUAAUUCUGCACAAGAGACAUCACCAGAGCGUCACGAGAUCGUUUUGGAGAACAGGUAUGCGGCGAUCAAAAUGAAACUGAAGCCAGGCUUAGAUAACGUCAUAAAUACCAUGUAAUAACAGCAGUAGAUCGCAUUCACGAUACAUGCCAUCUCGUGUAAGGAUUGGUGGGUUGAACACGAUCAACUUGUCGUCUCUUGCCUAUUGCAAUUGCGGUCUUAUUUGUUGAUUCCUUUCAAAACAAUUUUUAACCAGGAAACAUUUACGGUUGUUAAAACUACUUUGAUUAGACUUUUUAUACUCGUAGUAUUGCAAUCGAAAACCCCAACACAACGACUACCUCGAAAUUUUUUUAUUUUGGGAGAAUAAAAUAUAAGAUGUCUCUCUGGAGCGAAAUGCGAGAAAAGAUUUUCCUGAUCUUUUGGUUGUACUAACCCAGUGUUAUGAGCUAUUUUUCCCGUGAGAAAUUAGCUGACAAUUUUUCAUCGUCACAUCAAUCACAAUGCAUGCGCCAAGAUACGGGUUCAAUUAAUCCUUUAAGCCCCAAUAUACAUGUCCAAAUUCUCCAAACUGAUCUCUAUACAUUUCCUUAAAGAAUGAGUUGGGAGAAUUUGAUAAAAGAUCAAAGCAUUUUCUCUAAGGUGAUCAUUUUAUUAAUUCUCAAAACCUAAUCUCUUGACAUUGUAUGGAUAUUGUUAGGAGAAAAUUGAUGGUGGUCACUAUUGAGACUGAAAGGGUUAAAAGGGUCUAUUUCUUCCUGUCCAUAAUCUCUUCCAUCAUUUUGAUGUUGAUGGGUCCUUUAAUUAUUUUAUUGUCUUCUUAUUUCAGUGGAUCCCCUACUCUAUCUCGUGUUUCUGAAACUGAGGAAAUUCCCGCCGAAAGUCAAACGCGGCCUGUUAGUACAGGCGAUGUAGAGACAGUCUGUGAACGAGACAACCAAGAAGAGUUUGCUACGAUUGAUGAAGAGGACGCAGAGGAUGUAAAGGAGGCCAAAAGCUCAGGGUGAGUUUUCAGCCAUGUUUUAUAUUCACUUUCUUGACCCGUCACAACAAGCAAGCAAAGUAAACAUUUCAAACGCUAUUUGUCGAAACAAGUUAAUCUGCCCAAUGCCGUUAGACUGACGAGUGUCUGCGUUAUUGUGAUGUGUAUGUAUCUAAAUGACCUUGCGUUUACAUUAAAAUAACAAAAUGAGCAAAUCCGAAGCAUUUUUGAAAAUGCUCUUACAAAAAAGUUUUUCUUUGCAAUGCGGUCUGGACUGUUUAAAAUGAAACUCUUUGAACUCCCUGACGUGGAAUAACUUCACAUACACGACAUGUCUUUAAGCUUGAGAGCUUGGAAUUAGAUAGUACCAGAGACCGUGUUAGAAAGAAUAGUGCGUUGUAAACUGAAGAGUUGUUCCGGUAUCUCCAGCCUGUGGACUGAUCACAUUUCUUUUUCUUUUGUACUUCACAGACAUCAAAGCGUAUUUCGAACAGUCUCCGGCAAUUUGAUCAGAAACUUGCAAAGGAGAUCGAAAAAAUGGAGACGGUCAACAGAGGAAAAGUCCAAGAGAGAAAGUACUGGGGAAGCAGAAAGCGCUCUAACGUCAAAAGAAAAUAACAGCAUCCCAGAUUGUUUAGAGGACAACAAAACUGUUUUAUGUCAAAGAAAACUCGAAGAUGAAAAUGCUAAUGUAAAUGUAAUAAGUACGGACUUAAAGACAGGCGAAACGCCUCCCUGCAGCCCAACUACUAAAAGUGUGAGGAAAAAUGCUGUGGUCUUUCAUUCGAGACCUCGUCCUGUUUCUUUAGGAGUUCCUCCCAAUUUUAAGUUAGUAGAGCCGGAGAUUAAGUUGAGGGACAAAGUGCUAUCUGACCCUAGCAUGACAAAAGAAACAUCUCUUAACUCUUCAGAUGUAUGGAUACCGCGACCAAAUCUUUCUACGGCACGAAGAAGAACUUCGCGGCUUUCAGUUUGUUCGAGGAACUCUAGUGUAUUUUCAGGAGAUACAUCACCUUUAUCUGGAAGCAAGAAAAGCUUAUCUCACAUUUCGCAAGACAGUCUUGCGGAUUCAGGAGUGGCCGAGACACCCGGUAGCUCACCAUGCAACACACUUGCAAUCAGGACUCGGAAACUUUCAACGCCCGAAAGGGGAGAAAAACUUUCCCGUUCACUCUCAAAUGUGUGUGGAUCAAGCGAAACAAAGCGAAAAUUAUCUCAUUUAGACAGACGUAGCUGGGGAGACUGGAUAUCUGCAGAGAUGGAAAAUGCGGAUAACGAAGCAGCUAUUGAAAAGGAUGAUCAUGUCGACGAUGGUGUUGGUGUUAAGAAUAAGAGGAAAUUCAAGGAUGUGGUGAAACAGUUGUUUUUCUCGAAGAAAAAGUGAGUAGGCGAACGACAUACUUAAAAGUUCUCCUUUCGUGUAAGCUCAGUGCUUUUACAGCUGUAAGCAACUUGCCCCGACCAACAAAGUGUUGUUAUACAGCAGCAGGGGCAUCUGUAUGAACUUGUGGGCAACUUAAGCCAAAAUGUUGUUGAGGGAAGGACCUCAAACAGAAGUGAGGCCUUUUCCCUCUUCAUAUGCCUUGACACUACCACAUCUGUGGUGCGAUCUACCCGAAAAUUUGGGCAAACCCACUGUCGAACUGCAAAAAACCACCUCGAUUGCUGUCACUCAAAACAUCUUUCAUUCUAGCCCCGUCAGGCCCCUCCCUGAUGGAUUCAUUGUGUUGUCAAGCUUGAAAGUGCUUCUUUACUUUCCCUUCCCCCUUUUCUAACACCUUCAGUUAGUCACCACUUAUCAGUCAACUCACACAUCGUUUCUCUUUUUCUUCUUAGGCCUGCUCCAUCAGAUUCAUCAACACUUACGGGAACAGUUACGCAUGCGCAAUCGUCAAGCAAGAGAACUUCAAAGAAUGCCAGAUCUGAAAUCGGUGAAAAGAUUUCCACAGUGUAAUUGACAGGAUAAAAUUAAGAACAUUGCAAAUGCAUGCACGAUAAGAAUUAUUGCUGCAAAUGAUCUCAGAUAAGACAAACUCUGAGUUCUGUUUGCUUUCUCUUAAUUCUUUCAUGCAGGAAAAAAAAUAUAUUAAGCACGUUAUUUAAGUAUUAUGUAAAUAUGUGCAAAAUCCUCGAAUAUGUAAACGAAUAUCUGUCGAAUAAGUGAAUGAAGUACAAAGACGAUCGUUUUUAAAAAUAUCUGUCAUCUGUAAAUUAGACAAAGAAAUAAAAAUAUCGCUCUUAUUUAGUCAAAAAAAAAGCUUUUCUCCAAAAGGAUUGACCGAUGAAAUGGUUUGGGCCAAUAUCGGAUUAUGUUUGGUCAAAAUAGGUCGUAAAAUAGAAUAUAAGCAUGCUCUACACACAAAACAAGACUUUCCAGACGAUAAAAAUAUCCAUCUUGUAUAGUCGAAACAUUGCAUUUUUCCAAAGGGGUUAAGCGACG
Porites lobata is the source of this 44648-nucleotide messenger RNA. The record is from the annotation of a GenBank genome assembly. NCBI's taxonomy places the organism in Eukaryota, Metazoa, Cnidaria, Anthozoa, Scleractinia, Poritidae.